GUCUGACCUCCCACCGGAGGAGUGGCGUUGACAGAAGGAUGGUCCAGCUGAUAGAGGCGGCAGCAUGCUGAGUGCAGUCGUCGCACAAUGCCACAGAGAAACUUUCCCGAACAGUGGAAGUAGACUUCUUCACCUUCAUGCCACCACAGGGGUGACAACAGGAGCCAAACUCACAGAGCCUGAGAACAGAAGUGCAGCGGUGAGUACUUCUUCUGUACUCAUGAAGUUGUUGACUGCUUUUAUCGCGUGGCCUUGUGUGCAUGUGUGGAGACGCGUCUUGAGCUGCACAGCACCACAAUACUCCUGUCAGAUUCCCUUCACUGUGUGGUUGGAACCUUGAGGACUCCACUUUAUGUGACUCUGUGUGUAUUUCAAGUCAUGCUUUUUGCGCCCGUUAGAGUUUCAUUCAAACUCUGAAUAAUUUAUCGCUGGAUUCAAUGGUGGCUGGUGCGUAAUGGCGCAGCUGGAGUUUGUUUUGUUUUGGUGAAGCGGUUUGACAGGCUAGUAAGCAUGAUUUAUGACGCCGAGUCGGACUCUUGUGCUGUUUACUGUUAAGAGUUCAGAGACUGCACAGCUGCGCUAUAGUAUCAAGUUGGAAGCUUCUCAGCAAAGUGUCCAGACAUUAAUAACGUAUUAGUUUAUUCAAAGGUGAGCAAAGAUCAUGAACUUUUUUGUACUUUUAAUUUUUGGAGCUUGCCUGUUAUUCCCCUGUAAUCAAAUCUGCCAUAAUAUAUUUUUAAAACAAGUCAGUUAACAAUUUAUGGACCAUCAGUGAGUCAAAAUACCAGGAUAAUGAAGAAAUAUUGAUGAAAGUAUAUAUUAUAAAAUACCCCAAAAGUACCAAAAUGGGUGUUUGUAGAGGGGAGCGAUCCUUUAUUUUGUCCCACCUCCCCCUGUCAGUUGCACAAGAUACAGUGUACGUUAAGUUAAGAGGAAAUUAGUUUGUUUUGGUCGUAAGUGUCCAAGACUUUUCUAAGAAGCAAAUCCCAUUUCACUGUAGGUGUCCAGUCAUGGUCCCUUUAUGAUCCCUGAGCUUUAGAAUAACCUUCUAAGGUGUUUUGUGAUGCUGUUUUAAAGCUUAAGAGACCCUCCCAGGUGAAAGCCUGUGGUCAUGAAAGAAUCUGCGAGUGUGCAUUAAGGUGAGUCCCCAGAGAGCAGAGAAAUGACCUCUCUGUGUGUUACUUUCUCAGGUCCAACAUCAGCAGCAGCUCCGGUGAUCAGCUCUGCUCAGCACCUCCAGUAAGGGGACUUAUCACACACAAGCUGCAGACAUGAGCGGCAGCAAGAAGUAAGUGUCUUUAACGAGCUCUGCAGGAGCACUUUUAUCUCUAUGCAAAACUUACUGACCUUAUACUGGAUUUAGAGAACAGACAUCUGUCAGGCUCAGGAUGCAUACAUGAUUUUGCAUGAUAUAAGUGAGACUUGAAUCUCCUUUUUUUCUUAUUUUACAAAAAACUCUAAUAGAUGAAGGUGGCUGAUUCUAACCUUGCUGUAUUCCAAAAACAAACACAAACAUGCCUAUGAAAAUUCCAGAGAACAUUGUUCUAUAUAGAAAAAUAACAUUGAGCUGGACAUGGAGAGUAUUAAAGAUAUGACUGAGAUUGAAGGCUCAGGAUUGGCCUUGUAAUUGCUUUUAACCUCCUGAUACUAAAGCCGUCUUUGUUUCUGUAAUGCUGCAAAAUCAAAGCUGUCACUGAGAUGGCUGACAUUAGCAUUUAUGAGAUAUUUGAGGAAAACAAGCUCUGUUUAAUAUACUUAAUUCCACACAACUAAUCUGUAGGAAUAUAUUUUGUUCACGUCAGCAUGAAAAACUAUGGUAAUAACGAAAGACAAAAUCAUCACAUGCACAAAACUCUACUGUGUCAUUAUGACUUUAUUUUGCCUGCUGUGGGAAAAAAAUCCAUUCAGGCCCCUUGAAACCCUUUCAAGUACUUUUGCAUCAAACACAAACAAGGGAGGUCAAAACUGACUGACAGUGGAAACUUUUGGUGUGGUUUGUAGGACGGUUAUCCGGACACAAAGCUUUAAAUAUCAGCCUCACGCACACUGAAAGCUACUGUGACACGAAUGCCCAGAGUGGGUAUUAUUUACCAAAAACUGCAGGCAUCCCUUUAGUGUGUGGAGUCGAUUAAGUGGAACCUGAUACCAGAUGACAUUUUCCCCUCUUUACAUGAGAGAUUACACUUUCCAAACAUGACCUGGACACAUUCACUCAUAUCUCCUUCAAGGACUCCAGCAGAUACUGUACACCAUAACAUAGUCUGGAUGCCUUCGGGCUGUGUGAUGGUUUGGACAGAGUUAACAGUUGCAUCAGCUCGGGUACAGAGAACACGCUCUUCCCUCCAAACAGAUUGAGACUGUAGUCUAUAUGCAGAUUACUGUACAGUCUACAAGGACAGGGGGGCUGAUACCUUAUCUGCGAGGUGUCAGACAGAUAGCAGUUAAUGUACAAUCAAGAGUGCAAAGUAACAGCGUGUGGAGUGGUGAUUGUUGCACACCUGGUUGUAAGGUUGUAUAAAGGUGCAGCUAUUGAUCACCAAUACCUGCAUAACUUAAAUUAGUGAUCACAGAAAAGAUCCCCUGUUAGAUACUUUAAUUACGUCACUCACAUUCUUUUGUAGCUUGUUAUUGUUUUCCAACGCCAAGAUGUCAUGAGGUCAAAAUUGAGAUUUCCACUGUAGAAUUUGAGUGGUGCAUUUAAAAUGCAGGAGUUGGAGUUAUCUGAAUGAACAUCCUUGAAACUCCAAGAAAACAAAACAGAGCCUUCAGAAGGUCCUGAUAUUAAGCAUUAAGCAGAAAAGCAGUGUUAUGUAGUCUACACAAAUCUGGGUAUAACUGUCAUUGGACAGUCUACAUAACUAAACAGAAGGGUCAAAAACGCAGUAAUUGAAUUGGAUAUCAGGCACUACCUUACAACCACUUUGUCUAUAUUUCCAUUAAGAACCAGCGGCUAACUAAAUAUGAGAAAAAAGUGAUGAUGAAAUUUAACAUGCAGCGAAAAAAAGAGCAAAUAUCAAGAAGAAAAGUGCGGUUUGAUCUGGAUCUCCUUCAAGGAAAAUCAUUCCUGUCUCUUGAUUACAAUAUAAUCUUCAAAGCAAAAGGUUAUCAACUUGGUAGCAUGUCAAAACCACAAAAACCUGAAAGCCUGCCAACUCAUUUGGAUUAAUCUUUGAUUUCUGCUACUGCCAAGACUUCCCAGACUUCUCCUGUAACAUUUCAUUGAAGUUAUUGGCUGAUUGUUUUGCCUCAAACUGAAAUAAUCCCAGAAAAAAAGGAGUAGAGAUUCUUGGUUUGUAAAAUUGAACAUUCAGCCUUGUUAAAAAAGACUAGAAAAAGAUAACGUGCUUUAAAAAAAAGAGCAAGGGUGCAGGGAUGUGUGGGUGUCCAGCUCAGACCUGAGGAGAGCUGGUCCUGCUAUGUCCACGAUUGUUCCAUAGGUGGCAAUGAAGGAGGUAGUAAGGCCGGUGUUGGGAGGACAGCGGAGACCUCUUGCUGAAUCUUGCUGAAUUUUUUAGAAACUCAGCAAACUUGAAAAAUGUUUAGGAAACGUUGAAUAUACAAUCAGUGUAUUUGAAACUUUAGCGGGUUAGAGUGUAGUAUGUCAUAUUUCUAACACUACACACUUAUUAGAUACUCUGAGUAUAUCAGUUUACAACCAGAGCCAUCAGCAAGAAACAAGAGUGUGUCCUCUGUUGCUGAAACAUCCCUCCUCAAGGCUCUGCAUCCUAACUACCUGGAGGAGUACUGUACUCCAGCUGACCUUUGACCUCUGACACUGUUGCUCCCGGGGUACUUAACCCAUGCUUUCCAGCCCACUGUGACCCAGAACAGACUAAGAAGCAGGAGACAUCUGCUAAAACUAUGAAUGAGAUCAUACUGUGUCAUAUCAAACCUCCUUAUCCUCAGUACCAAACACAACGGCGCCAUAAGAGGACACAUAAACAACUUUUAAUCUACUUAAAGACAAAACAACCCUCCAAUCAACACUUAGAUUAACUCCAGCUCUCCUUCCUCUCGUUCCUUCUGUUAUUACCUUAUUUACUCCAUAUAGACAGCAUCUGUUUUGAAUGAGGGAUGGGUUUACAAAGCCAGAAGCACUGAACUCCUACAGCCCAAACUGACCCAAGAGUAUUUAUUUGAUUUAAUUUCAUUUAAAAUUCAAGACAUGGACGACCCUUUCACAUUUCUGUAAUAAACAGUAAAAAUUGUUUCCCAGAACAAACCACUUUGUCUGUGAUCCCAUUAGGAUAAACCCGGGGCUUAAGCACUAUGGUAUUACUCACAACAUGCCAUGUGUGUGUUAUGUGAGUUGCUUAAUAGUGAGGGGGCAGCUUUUGACUCCUUGGUUGGACAUGGAUGAUGCUGCCAACACCUUACACCCAUGCAAAGAUUUUUAAAUGUAGCGAUGAUUAAAAUAAAAGGAGUAAAAUGAGUUUACAUGUUUUUCUGAUUUGUGUUUCUACGAUUACAGCCCAUUACUCAUGAUUGGGAUGACCUGGUGAAAACAUCCAAAACAGUCAAACUUAAGUUACUUUCUGCUUCUUCGUUCAGACAUUUUAAGGUUUUUCUUCCUUGUGAUGUUUGUUGUGAAACUGCUCCGUGUUUGAGGUGAGGAAAAAUAAGAUUUGGUGUGGUCUCAGAGAGCAGCGAAGGCCCCGCCGAGCCGACCCGUCACGGGCCUGUGUGUGUCUUGUCACUUAAGUAAAGCCGGCGUAAUCCUGUAAGGGUGGAUGAGUAGACAGACAUGUGAUGCCCCACUUGUUUCUUAGGUGCAGGGUGGUGGAGAGUGGGGGCUGGCAGGCAUUAUCGACCAGAUGGAGAGGCUUUGUAGUGUGUGUGGGCGUGGGGCUGAUUAACAUGUUGUGAUACUAUUUGAGAUGUUUCUUUCUCCUAGUUACAAAACACCUUCGAGUGUCUCAUAAGUAGAGCUGACACAGAGCCAGGUCCAGAUUUUUCAAAGUUCAGUUGAGUGCUUUCAUGCGCAUGAGCAGCACCAGUCAAUCCGGCCAUCACGCCCAAUUAGCAGAGACUUCCUGUUCUCUUCCUCUCCCCCCGCCUUCAGCCAGAUUAAACCUAUUGCAACGCACCUGAGGACUACGCACUCUGCCCUGCUCAAGGUCGACACCCUUUUUCACGCUAGUGCGUAGUUUACUCAACGACAAACAAAGCGAAGAGGUAGUCAGUCAAUGAGUUUUUAAUGGGUGGAGAUGAGCGCCACCAGCAGCACCAGACUGAGCCCCAGUCCGAACCUACUGCAGGUGAACGAGCCAAGGCGCUAUGGCUCUACGCUGUCACUGGAGGAGAAAUGUGAGCAGUCUUUCUUCCUCUUUUACUACUACAGGAUGGAGGACGAGGCGGUGCUGGACCGGGGGGCGUCCUUACUGAAGCACAUGUGUGACGAGGAGGAGGUAGAAGGUAAGUUCACCUCUUUCUAUGUACCUCAAUGAACCCACUUGUCUGAGCUGACCAGAUGUUUACUUUUUAGGUCAACUUUACACUAUUUUAAAGUUUUGCUCGAGUUUCUCUCCCUUUUCUUCACUGACCCAGUUCUUCCUAAAUGUUGAAGUUCAAAGUAAGGCCACUCAUUGAGAGAAACAGGAAGGCCGUCAUUAAGCCUUUUCGAGUCUGCCAAAUUUCGCUCACUUCCUGCACGUACACUGUGAUGGCUCACCUGUUGUGCGAGCUGGCACAGGAAUGAUCUAGACCAUGGGCAUGUGAUCCUGUGUUUACCUCACUAAUCCUUACGAAGGGCCACAGAACAACAAAGAAAGGAAAACAACCCCCCAGGACUCUCAAAUGUCUACAUUUUCUGCUUAUUUCAUACUUCUAAAUUUGCUGUUUGUCAUAGAAACCCAUGCUUACCAGUCAGUUUUUGGCUUUUCGUGCAAACUCGCUAACUGAUGCUACAUUUGGCUGAUUUCAGAUCUGUACAGACAACCGAUUAAUUACAGGUUGAUUCAGUGCUCUGUUGACAUUCAACCAAGCUGGAACUCUCCUGAUGCUUUUUGUCAGAGAGAAAUAAGGUUAGCUUUACAUGGUGAUGGCAUCAGCUUGCACCACGCAUCACUAGUUUCUUGGUUCAAAUCCAGCAGAUUAGAAGGGCAGGCACCUGGCCAGAUUGACAGCCCAAGAACGUCAUGCUUUGUUUUGUUUUUUGGCAGAUGUACUUAAAGAGUAUCCAGCAUCAGAGACCAGCCUUUAUAUCAUGUUGGUUUCUGUCCUCUUUUAACUAGGAUUAAACUCCAAACAAAUAAAAACAAAAACCCAGACCUUUUCAAUUGACCUAACCUGGAAAACUAAAUUUAAACUGCAAAAACUGCAAUAAAAGAUCACUGGUGGAUUUAACAGGAUUUCUGUUAUAUCAGAAGGAACUACUGGUUUUCAAUAUUUUCUGAAAUACGCAUGAGAACUCUUCCAACAUGAGUCAUAUCAUUAUCUGAGCAAACUUGAUUAACUGAAAUUACUGAAUGGGUGUUUAGUAGGUGAUUGUUAUUGGUAUGAUGGUCAGCCAUCAAAAUGGAGUUUAUUUGACCAUGUUUUAACUCUUAAGUAAUCUAGAAUUCGAGCCAACCAUCUCCCCUCGAUCAUUUAUGUCAGCUGUCAUAAACUAAGAAAAAUGUAAAUGCAUGAGUGACUCAGCGUUGGCAGAAUUGUCUGCAGAAAGCCAAAACAGUCAAUAUGCCAUGUGCAAUCUAUACAAUACAGUUAUUGUGCAAUGCUGUAGCUGCAGAGCUGCAUUUAAUACCACCAACUUAAUGUGACAUUUAAAACCUAACAUGCAAAUCAGGAUAAUGUAAGCACGAAAGCAACAAAUGAAAAAGCUACUAUGCCUAAGCCACAGACUCUGUACUUUAAAGCUGUAGUGAGUAACUUUCAGUUUGUGUCAAAAUCGGCGCCCCCUAUAGACAAAGAAGUUGUCGCAUCUCUUGUCCUCUUACUGAUUUAGUGUCUUAUUUAAAAAAAAAAAAUUACAUUUAUUAUGAAUAUGUAAUGCAGAAGUUGAGCAAACAGGGCUGUUUCUUGAGCUGCUCGCCUGACACCUACCCCCUCACAUCGAUAUUUGGCGUUAAAAAUUACAACAUACAAAUUGUCAGUCUUGUCCUUAAUGGUCUUGUUUGCUUUUUUCUUUCUUGACAAAAAACUAAUGAUAGGAGCUUUAAAAGGAGAUCAAAUGUCCUUAAAAGAGCAAAAAGACCAAUAAGAAGAGAAGGUGGUUGAAUUCAUCACUUUGGACAUCAAGCCUAUCCCUGGAAGUAAAGAUGCAGGUUUUUGAAAAUGUUUUUGAGUAUCUAGAUCUACAGUGAGAUUUCUAAGUUUAUUUGUUUUGUAUUUUUUUUCUGUUCGAGUACAGCAUUAAUAAAGUGAAUUUAUGAUUUGUUUUAGUGACCUGGUAUUUCAGUUAAGUCAAACUAAGCUAUUACACUAUUCUGAGCGGGAGUUCGAUUAUUUGAUAAGAGUAGUAUAACAGUACUAGCUGGACCUGAUUGGGUAAAUCUGACUGAAGAUAUUAUCUAGUUAGUGUAUUUAUUUGAGUUAUUUUUGUUAAAACAAACAAAAAAAUUGCGCACAUUUCCUGCAGCAUCAAACACAGUUAUCAGAUCAGGACUUGGUAUUGGUAGAUAUUCAAACAGAUCAGGGCGGAAAAAAAACACUGAGUGGGGCAUUCUUGCUAAGAGUCGUUGUUGCAUGGCAACAGUUCAUGGAAACUGUUAUUUCUGGAUAGCAGACCAGGAACAGGCUGAUUUCAGGGCUGUGACCCUAAUCGGAGGCAAAGAGGGAGGAAAGAAGUCCAGUCAAUUUUGCAGUGUGUUUUUAGUGGGUAAAAAAGAUGACAGUGACAGGAGGCUACUAAAGACUGACAGAUGAAAAAGAAAACAUCACCGAAAGUCGAUGUUGAGGCAAAAUAUUUACCAGGUGUGGCACUGAUUUCUGCAUUCCUGUUUACCCUGUUUACUUGACCAUCAAUGUUAGUACUGUUAGUAACUUAGAUUGGUGGCUCAGGCUAGACAAGGAACACUGUAAUCAUACAUAAGAACAAUAUACAAGUUUGAUACCUCAAGAAGAGGUCCACAUUGUAGAUAUAGACGGUAUCGAGCGUUGAGUAGUGAAAAAGGAUGAAGAAGGGUGUUUUUGAUUGGAAUUGAAUACAAUAAAACAACACGUCCCCCAUAAGUCAGUGACACUCAUGAUUCAUCAACAGUGAAUUUGUGCAGCAGGGCCCCUUAUGCUGCAGAGGUCAACAUUUUGUCAGGUGUCACCUCAGCUUGAACCCUACUUCAAUCUCUCUAACUUCCUACACACAGUCAGUGUCUCCGCUGUGUCUGUGUGUGUCCUCGUCUGCUCGCUAAAUCUCUUUUUGAGUCCCCAUUGAGGUCACUCCCUGCCCCUCUGCUUAGUCACUGCCGAAAGUCUGAUUUCACCACAGACAGACUGAUAAAAAGAGCACAAAGAGAUGAGGUGGCUUGACAUUUCUCACACUGUAGAAGAUAAAAGUCUGUUAAGAGGAUCUGUCGUCCAGUGUCUGAAUGAUCUUUAUCUGAUUGGGAUUAGUCUGUGGCUUCGUACUUAAGAAAAACAUUUGAACCCUUUGUCACAAACAGGACAUUAUGUUACAGUGAUAAAGUUUGUAUUCCUUUAAAGAUUUUGGAUAUCACCUGUUGAAGCUAAUCCAAAAGUAAAGAAGAGGAGGAAUCACUUCUUCUGGUAAAAGCCCAAUAAACAACUGCCCCCUCCCCUGGUUUCCAUUUAACUGUAUGUGUUUAAAGCACUUUUCUAUUAGCAUGCUGUCAGCGCUGCGUGGCAUGUUGCCACCCUCCCCACUGCUCUGGGCAGGUCCCAGCGGCCGCAGUUACUGGGGAAACUGGCGGUGGCGUUGCCUCUCCUCAGAAAUCUAGCGAACCAAACAAACCUCCCGGCAAACACAAGAAUUGCAUUUCAUUCAGAGUGUGCUUGGGGGUAGCUCCAAAAGAACUUCUUCUUCUGCACGAAAAAAGAAGAGGAAGUCGUUGCACAAUGCCGCUCUGGCAGUGUGCAAAUCUUCCUUUCCAGCACCUUGACUUGACUAUUUUCUACCCCUUCUCCUUCAUCACCCUCCUCACAUUCUCUCGGCUCCUUUCUUGUUGUCAUUCAGCCUGUGCGAACGUCUCCACGCUCUGCUUUAUUGCUCAUCUAUCACCUCUAAUAGCACUGCGGUCUUUAUUUCUAUCUGUCUCCUUUCUUUUUGUUGUGACUAUCCAGCCAUCUGCUGCUGGGUGCUGUAAUGCCCACAUGCUGAGUAGCAAACUUUAUUGCUUUUGAUAGUCGACUGUCUAAUAGAUUCUCUCUGUUUAUGUGGGUUUUCUCUUUCUGGCUUCAGAGCUUUGCCAGAACAAAUUUUAAAUCACUGUAUCAGCUGUGUCUCAUACUAAAUACACAUUUUAAAUAGGUUUAAGGUUGACAAGUUUUAACAUUUCUUGUUACUUUAUAAAAAAUCUGUAAGCUUUUGAAUUUGAAGACAGCAACAGGUUUAAUAAAGUUGAGGCAGGAACAACAAAAGACUGAAAAAGUUGUGUGAAAAAACCUCCUAAAGGAACAUCUUCCAACUGAGCUUCAGUUCAGCAGGUUCGAGACACGACUUGUGAUAAAAAAAGGUGUUUCACUGACAGUACAUAAUAUCUUUAAAAGGUUCAGAGAAUCUGCAGAAAUCCGCACUAAAGAGUCAAGGCCAAAAUCCAAUUCUGGAUGGCCAUGAUCUUUGGGCUCUCAGUGGGUGCUACAAUAAGAACAGACAUGACUCUGUAGUGGCAUUCACCGCAUGGGGUCACAAUCACUUUCAAGUACCACUGUCUGUGAGCACAAUUCAUCUCUGCAUCUCUGCAGGUUUAAACUGUAAUGUAAUCCAGGAACAGUGGAAACAUCUCUCAGCCCAAACUCGUCUAAGAUGGAUGUCCUCUACUUUAAGGGGGUACAGGGAUGUGCAAAUACCAUAAGCUAGGUAGUUUACACACAUGAGAAGGCUUCAUUAAUGCAAACAAUAUAUACAGGUUUUGGGGCAACUUAUGAUACCAUCAUGUAACACCCUUUUCAGGGAAGACCGUGCAAAAAGAUGCCAAACCACAUUCUCACAUGGCUCUGAAGUAGAAGGGUCUAGGUGCUAAACUGACCCUCCUGCAGUCCUGACCUGUCAUUCACUGAAAAAACCUAUUUGGCAGCUGACAUCCUAAACCGGGUGAGACUGAGACUCCAGAAAUUAGUCUCACAAAUAUUUACAGUUUGUUUUUUAAAGAAGAGCCAGUAAAUAACUGUAGUAACCCUGUUUUCAAGUGCUAUACCUGUUUGGUGUAGUAUAUGUAUAUGUUACUAUCCAGAGAGUUUGAUUGGCUCAUUCUGCCAUAAAAAGCUGUCUAAAAUUGAAUAAUUUUUUGUUCAUUUCCAAAAGUCAGAGGGUUGUUUUCAGUUAAGAGUUUAAGUAAAUAUUUGCAAGACAUUUCGGCAAACAAUUGUUGACCUCCAACUGGCCAUCCCCUUUUCUGUGGAGAGUGUCUCCCCCUGAUAUCUGACUAAAUAUGCUCGAAAAGGAGACUCUGCUAUUACUGUGGUAAAUCAUCUAUGAUACUGAAGCUAAAUUAGUCCAAUCCAUCUGUGAAAAUGUGUCAAAAAAGGAGCAAUAAUCUCACUUCUUUUUUACAGUUCCCCAUCUGGUGUUUUGUGUUAGCGUGGUAUGCUGAACCGUCGGUGUCAGUGAAUAUAGAUGAACCCUUAAAAAACAAGGCAUUGUGGUACCAGUGAAUAAUGAAUGCUCUUGUGCUUCAAGAGAGAUCAUUGUUUGUGGUGUUGAAGGGUUCAGACAUUUCCUGGUCGGGUCAUGUGCAGUGCUUGGCUCAGCGUUACUCGACGUCUUUCAAAAGCGACGUUUGACACUGGCCGCAGAGAGCCUUUUGUUUCAGAGGGACUUUUGAUGUUGACUGGGAAAAGUGGCUUCUAAAGGCUCAGGGAGGAGAAACUUGUGGUUUAAGAGCACAGAUCACCUAAAUAUGCAAACAAGUGUGCAGGUAUCGAAGACAAUCUGUGGCCCUAUAAGAGGUUAAACAUGGAAGACCUUCAGGAUCAGAUAACUUUGAGCCUUUCUUUUUAAAAUUGGCCUCUGAUUUCUGAGUCACUCUGUCAUAUUUUUAAUAAAAGCCUGGUUGCAAAUAAAGUCUCAAUGGGCUGAAAAAAUUGGAGUAAUGUACAGUGUACGCAUAAAUGAAUAUCUGGCCUCAAAUUCCAUCUUAAAUGUCUCUGUGUCAGGAUUCAGUAAAAUCCAUAGUACUGCCACUGCAGUUGACUUUUCGUAGCAUUUCAAUACCGCUAACCACAGCGUCAUAAUCUGAACACACAGUAGGAUGGUAUGCCAAAUAUCGCACUGAUAGAACCCAAGCUUUUAAUUAGAAGGUACUAUUUCAGGGAUGCCACAAAUCCACACAGGGGUUCCACAAGGAUGACUUCUAGGCCUGCUACUAUUUACUAUUUACACUAUUUAUUGCCAUGCACUUACACCUGCCCAAGCUUUCUGAAAUCUUCAGCAUGCGUUUGAUUUUGUAGAAGAUUAACUUUGUCAACUGCAACUUGUUCUGAAUGCAGAUAAAUCUGAACUCAUACUCUUUACACCAUCAAAAACAGUGAAAACAGUCUCAUGUGUGAUAAUGGACUACCUUCAUUUGUUAGACAUAGUAAAAAAGUCUGAACCAGUUGGAAAAGAUAGAUUUUAUAUAUUCUGCAUCUUUUGCCAAGAAUCAGCUCCAGACUGAUUUUAAAGAGCAUAACUUAGUGAUAACAUAUUUAAAUCCCCAGUCCUGUUUUAAUGUUAGUGUGAUUGUUUUGUCUUUGAAAAUUGCUGCUGCCAUACUUGGCCAGAUCUCUCUUGAAAUUAGUUCUCUUGUCUCAAGACUAACCUGGCUAAAUAAAAGUUAAAAAUAUAAAAUGAAAUAUGGUCAAUGUAUGAUGUAUCGUAAAGUAUAACCCUUUUGACAACAAGCCCUGUAACUGAAAAGCAAACUUAUUUUGGUUUGUGAAGUUUCCACAAAAUUGACCACAGUAUCUUUAUCUCAAGUAACAGCGCCUCGAGCAGAUUUCACUGCCAUAAUCUCUGGCUAAGUGACCUGUAAUCCAGCUCCUGAAUGAUUUGUUUUCCUAACAAACAGUCUACUCUCUUGGUCAUUAUUGACCCUGAACCAACCAGCUACAUUUAAACUUCACGUCCUGUUUGUAAUGUGCGGUCGUGCAUAAAAGACAGUCUCCAAAUAUUUGUUUUGACAGUGAACAGUAGCUCUGCUUUGCUGUCUUAAAAAAACAAAAUGUUCUAUGUUUAACUGAACCAACAAGAAGUCAUAGUUGAGAUAUAGAAGAAUAAAUGUUUAGCUGCUAAUUUUUCUCUUUCAGUUUAGAGUUUUGGUUCUUUUUGACAUUGCCAGGAAGUCUGCAUCAUUUUUGUCAUUGGUCUUAAAAUGGUCAGAGAUUCAUCUGCUGUUCUCUCUUUCACAGGUCACCACACCAUUUACAUCGGUGUGCAUGUGCCCAAGAGCUACCGGCGUCGGAGGCGUCACCGCCGGAGAGCCGGCCACAAGGACAGAAAGGAGAAGCUGACGGAAAACGCCUCUGACAAGUCAGACACGGAAAACAACGAUGAGGCCAGCAACAGCAUCCUCAAACCUCUCAGUAAGUUCUGAUGGACCGUACGUCAAGGCUGAUUAGCGCUCACGUCUGUCUUUGCUGAAGGCUGCUCUCUUUUCCAGAAAAACGCCCCUGUUACUCCCUGUGACCCCAAAGAAUCGCUGAGUCCACUCAGUGGACAGGAAUAGCUGUGCAUGUCCUGCUGAGUGACAAGUCUGUUUGGACAGAGCUGGGUGAAUUUUCAUUGGAAGCUCUGGCUGCUUAGAUAUAAUUGUGCUAGUGCUGAUACGAGUCUCUUGGGUAAAGUGUGUGAGUGCAAGCCUUCCUGUGUUUUUGUCCUUGGUUUGAGACUGAAGUGAAUUUGUCUUUGUGUGAGUGUGGGUGUGUUAGCAUUUAUACAUAUAUAGAUAUUUAUUUAGGUGUUUGUGCCUGCGUUCCCGGCUUGUUGAAACCUCCUCUGUUCCACAGAUAAUAAAGUAGGAUUUGGUGCUGCUGUUGCGACCCUUUAACAAUGAAACGCAGUCCAUUUGGAGGAAAAAUCAACAUGGCAAAACUCCUGAUUUCAAGACCACAAAAGAUCCAGCUGUUAGAAUAGUAUGAUAGUGUUGUAGUACAGCAUAGUAAUAGUACUGUAUUGAGAGAGCUUAAAAUAACCUUCCAUCGGUCAAAUCCACUAAAGGGGCUCGUCCUUAAUGCUCAUAGUGAUUCGUGUAAUUUUACACACACCGGUCUGCACGUGAAGUGACAAGGAGGACCAAAAUGAGCCGGUGCUGGAUUUUACAAUCCAAACACACCACUUGAUGUGGGGAUUUUCUUCAGGACAUAAAUCCAAUCAGAGAAUAGAUUACUGCAGCCCCAUCUGGUUGUUGCUGCUGUCUGCCACGAUGCAUAUUUAGCAAACAUUAUGAUUUUGGAGGAUUUAUUUUUUUUUAUUUUUCAGUCUGUUACCUGAUCAUAUUCAGAAAUGUUGAGAGUGGAGCGGUCCUCCACAUUUUGUUACCAUCCCUAAAUAAUCGACCAUAUUAUGGUUGAGGCAUGUCUAAUGAGACUGAAACUGUAAUAGUAGUGGAGAGCGCAACACUGUGAGCAGCAGCUAACAUAUUUAGGCCAGAUUGUUAGCUAGGACUCUUUCAAUAAUCAAUGCAGAAGCCAGUGUUUAAAUCCAACCUUAGGUCUUCACUGUGUGUAAUACCCUCCCUCUCUCUGCUGCGGUCCUGUAAAGCUGUGUCUAUUAUUAAGGAGCCGAAUUGCUAAAAAACACAUAAAGAAAACUGUUGCCUGUAUUUAGAGAUAAGACAGGUCAGAGCUUGGACACUAUUGUUCUUUUGAUUGUUCUUGUAAAGUCCGACCUUUGUUAUGGGGUCUGUUUUCUCUUCAGUGCAGUCAAUUAUAUUGAUGAUUGAUGUUUGAAUGUGUAAGGCUGACUUAAGAAUAAGAAGAACUUAAUUUAUCCCGAAGGGAAAUUCAACUUUUAAGAGCCUGAUUGUUUUUGCAUGUCUGUAUUUAGAUACAGACUUCGUUUAUUUUUACAGCAUUUACAAUUAUAUUAAAAUAAAAGAGUUCAGAUGAGGAAAAUCAUGUUCAGUCAGCCAGUCUGUUGUGUCUGUGUCAGUCAAUGAUGGCUGCAGUUGUUUUCAACACAUUAGCCUUUACCACAAAGGGCCUGUAUAUGAACAGCCACUCGAGUACAUUUACCAACAGAUUAAUUUUUUUAUGUAGAACCAUCAAAUGUUGCCAACAAUCUUCAUAUUCUACUAAUUGAUUAUUUGAUUCUGCAGAAAAGAAAGGUUGUCUUCCUGCCAAUGGACUCUGGUUUUAACUGUAUGGCAAAACUAGCAUCAGAAUUGCAGACACAGUUUUUCUAUAUUUGUAAUCCCGAAACCUUCCAACCUUCCUCUCCAACCUUAGUGCAGACUUGGAUUUAGUGUAAGCCAUAGUCAACAAGAAAUGAAGUAUAUUCUUUUACGGGUAGAUUCACAUUUGGGAUAUAGACAUGGGUAGCCUUGACCUCAGGGUCUGGUUGGACCAGUUCAACUGCGGCUGAAGUUGCCUAGGGCUCCGUGCUUGAGUCCACUUUCAGAAGUAGUCGCAAACAUGAUUCAUUUGUACUCUUGUCUGCAGAAGAGGAGGAUGCAAACAGCUAAAACUUCAUCUACAGGCAUCUGUCAGGCAGGCAGAAAAUGACAGGCAUGCAGUGUACCAAAUGUCCCACAGUUAUUCCCCGCCCUCCUCUGUGCCACUCUCAGUGGGAGAUACCGCCGCCCCCAGGGGAAGGCCCAUGUCUGUUGUCCGACUGAAAUCCUCUUGUUUGGUCAGAUGGACGCCGCAGGGAUGACAAGUCUGUCCUCCUGGCUACAUGUGUGUCCAUUCAGCGGCCGUUUGACCCUGACUCAUUUUGAUGAGCUUGUUUUUUUUUUUUUAGUCGGAUCAAAUGGCCUCUUAAAGUGGAUUAUAAAGAAAAAAACUUGGUUCACAUGCGAAUGGGUUUAAUUUUCCAAAACAGACACAGAAGAUUGCUUUGUUUCUCCAUUUAAAGGUCUUAUCUCAAGUGGAAUCAUAUCUUCCUUAAGGAGAAUAGAGUCCAGUGAUUUCUUCAGGUUUUCCCUAAUCUUAAAUAAUAAAAAGAGGAUGUUUUCUUUAGGUGCAGCAUGACAGGACAGUCGUCUUCUCCAUAUGACUUGAUACUUGUUUUAAGAGAAACAUACCAAAACAAAAAUACCUACACAAACAUUAGCCAUUUUUACAUGUGCAAAAUUUCUUGAUCCGAUUAAAAAUUCGAGGGACCAAAAAAUCUAAAUCCACUGUUUAUAUGGGUGCAAAAUCAAAUAACCUGAUCAUGAUGUGCGUAAACAUGCACCAGGCUUUAUUCAGACGAGAAGCAUUUGGACACGCGCAGAGUUGUCUGAUUUCACUAAAACAACCUCAAAAGAAGAGUUUUACACCUGUGCUGUUAACAAACCAACAAACGCGGUAGUGGCUCACUUCAUCCAAUUCUGUAGUUUUCCCCCUGUUCAAUGUUGUCACUGGAUGGCGUCCUUGCUUACUCAUUUUACUGUUGUGCCAAAGGUUGCACUGUGCAUGCACAUGUGACAUUAUUACGCUUUAUGUAUGCCUAUACCUUGUUAUGUUAGGCACAGCACGGCACGGCUCCUGCGGUUGUGUUUUAUGCCAGAGUGUUAAAAAUGAAACAUCCUGUACUGGCCUCAAAAAAUAAGCCAAAGGCUGAAGAGUAAAGACUGGGUCACAUUAGUUUUGCCCCAACAGAGACUCACGAUCAAAGUAAGUAUUUUCAUGGACGCGUUUCGGGAUAACGAUUGGCACAAACCACUCCUCUCGAUCAGAAUACAAUUUUUUUCUGAUUCAGUCGAAUUGGAUCAGAAUUUUCCGAUUGACAUGUUUACAUGACGCUGUUUUACUCUGAUAGGCCUUUAUUCUGAUUAUUUGCGCCCAUGUAAAAUCAGCUAGUGAUGAUGAGGCUCAAAGCACAGCUAAUGGAUUUCCCUUAUAGCGCUGGGAAGGGGCCACUGAUCCUGAUCCGAGUUUUUAAAGCUUGUCCUUAUCAUCUUCAAUUGAAGCGUCCACUUUCCAUUUUGAUAGCAUUAUUGUAACAAAAAGUGUUUUACUCAGAUAAAAAGUUUAAAAAAGACGAAAGGACAAAGGGCGUGAUGAUCUGAGGAAACACUUAAGUGAAUCUAUGAUGAGCAGACACAAAAACAACUGACUUAAGCUGAAAGAAUAACACACCAAACGAAUAACUAUGAUAUAACACUAAAAGACAGUUUUCAGGAGCUUACAGGUCACAAUCUUCACUGUAAUGUUUUACCCGCUCUGUGUGCACCUGCGUCAUCUCAUUAAGAUCCCUCCAGGAUCACCGUUUUUCAGACUUUAGUCAGACUGUGGACAUGAAUGAACAUGAGUUUGUUGCCGUCACUGUUUCUGACCCUUGAGUGUUUUUUUUCUCUUACUCAUUGUCUUAUGAUGACUUUGUGCCAAAGUGUGUUAAUACUGCUGUCUCUGGAGAAAAUGAGUUCUGAGCUUUCCUGCUGGUGUUUUAGAUACAGUAAUGAGAAGUGACUGUGUUUUUAAUGCCUGAAAAAAAGACUUAGAGUAAAUGUUUUUUAAAAUCUAUUUCUUCAAUUAGACCUAGGCUCAGCACUGUUUGGAAGAUCUCUAUUGAUUCUACCGAAUGACCUGACACAAAAUUCCUCUCAUUACUCCUCAACUUGGUGUCCUGGCUGGCAGGACUUUAGAUUACUGUUUUCAAUUCAUGAACCCAUUCUUUCUGGGUUAUUCGUGUCAGCACAUCUGUGUCUUAAAACCAGUGACUGUAUGUCUCAAAAGAUGGAUGGCACAGCUCUGCCUCCUCUUGUUAUAUCAAGGUGAAGCCAAAAUACCUCAAGCAGUGGGCAUAUUGCACAAGAGUGCACUGCAGGGAUUGGCUGGUUGAACUGUGGUGCUGGCACCCAGCUUACUCAGUCAACCAAAAUAUAGAUCCCUGAGGUCAGUUCAGUCUGCAGCAGAGCUGGUUCUUGUGCCAGUUUGGAUCUUGUGCUUAUAGAAGGUUCAGUAGUUACAUAUCAGUGUUGCUUACAUCUGUCCUGGGGUUUUCACCUCUACUCUAUUGAUCCAGUGCACACAGUGCGGCAGGAGCCAACAGAGCUGUCAAUCACAGCAUUAUACCUCCUUUCAUAAAAACAGUGUUGGUUGAUUAGGGGUGCAUGUAAGAGGUGCAGUCUGUUACAUCAUAGCAGGGUGACUGUGGCUCAGUGGUGGAGUUGAUUGUCUCCCAGAAGGAAGGUUGAGGAUUCAAUCUCAGGUCCUGCUGUCCACAUGCCAAAGUGUCCUUGGCCGGCCCAGCGGGGUGUGAAUGGGAUUAGUCAAGAAAUGAUGGGCUCUUUGCUGUAGUCUCUGUCAUCGGUGUGGGAAUGAAAAGCGGUCAAGAAAACUAGAAAAAGCAUCAAAAGUCAGCUUUCUGUGCUGAUUCUAAAAGGGUUAAUAUCAGUCCUUAACAGGAAUGCCACUUUGGCCAAGUGUGUGCUCCAUGUACAACAAAGGCUGUGGUCCCAAAGCAGGUGGCAUAGGUUAGGAUUAGGAACCUUCAAUCAAUCCCCAUUGCUGUACUAAAAAAAUGGCUUCUCUCACUGUAAAGCCUGUUGGACGAAGGUUGGAGGUGACAUUGUGUUCGCCAUGGAGUCCAUUGGCCAAACGUGGAGUGAGAGCCAAAAACACAACAACAGUGAGACAGAUUUAGAGUCAGGUUUGAUCGGCUGUUUCGAAAACAUUAUAGGGAACAUAUAGCUGAACAUCCAGUCCACCUGCGUAUUUCUGUAUUUCAUCUGAAGUUCUCACCCCCUGGCUCAUAUUAAUCAGAUUCUCUUCACAAACCGGCCCACCUCAACUAUCACAACAAAAUACCAGAGCUAGAUGUUCCUGGUAUAAACAGUGCGCUUUCAAUGAAUCCCCCUCUGGGUGAUACUCUGCAUUCAGCCCAAUCCCUGUUCCCUGCCCGCGUGCUCGCUGCCCUGCAUACUGAAUCUCAGACUUAGUGGCAUGGAAAACAUUUCCUGUAUUCUCACUGACCCUCUCUGUAGUUUGAAUGAGGUGAAGAGGAGCGGUAUUAUCAUUGCAUGUACAGUCACAAACAAUGACAUUGCUAUUAGAUCCCAUGUAGCCCUUUACUGUGCACAGUUCUUCAAAAAGGUCAGAGGAGAGGGAAGGUAUUUGUGUAGGAUGCAUGUCAAGAGUGGGACUAAACAGGCCUUUAGUGGCAGCCACACUAAGCUUUCUGCCGGGCAGCGGGCAUUCUUCCUCCAUCCCCUAUCCCAUGAGCCUCUGCUGCUGGGACAAAGUCCUCUUUGUAUGCCCAUGGCUCUUGGCUAGAGCACACAGAGCUUUGAAAUUGCGUUUGAACGAUGGGAUUUUCAUUUCUAUCCCUCCUUUUCGUGCUUGCUCUCACCCCUCUUUGCUUUCACUCUGCGCUGAGCCUCACUCCCCCCCUCCCCCCUUUUCACCCUUCUCACCCUUUUCACCCCCCAGCUUUCUCUUAGCAACUGCUGGAGUGGGACAGUAUUGCAUUGACACCAGCACUCUGCUAGUCACCAGAUUCAUUUUUUUACUAGAAAGCAUAAACAGAAAGAGUGGGUAGAAAGCAUCAGCUCGUUAUGAAGAAUUAGAAAAUCACUGCUGGAUAAGAACUCUACUGAUCUAUUGUAUCUUGCUGGAUGUCAGAGGGAAGCAUGGGACAAUAAUUUGACAUUUUAUUGAUUUAUUUUAUUUCGAAAAGUUGCCUUCAAAACAUCUUCAAAUAUCAAAUAUUAAAAGUCUUAAAGUUGUGGGUCAUAAUCCUGAUGCAUCAAAACAUCCUUAUACUGAGUCGUGCCUUACAGUCAACAUAGUAAGGCUGAUAAUCAUUGAUAUUUUUGUUUAAAAACAAUACAUAGUUUAAAACGGUUUAGCCUAAAGUAGGACUGACCUCAUCACUACUCCUUAUCUCCAUUCAGUAGUAAUAUUGAUAUUUAUCCUCUAUGUGUUAUUCAGUAAUCAGAUAUGAUAGUGUAGUGCUGGGUAUUAUUGCUGAUUGACUUAAAAGGGUUCAUUCCAAAUCAUAACGUCCUCCUCUAACUUGUCUAUUCAAUCUGAUUGAAUCUAAUCCACUAAUGAUUGAUUCUAUUAGAUUCAGUUUGAUCAGAUUUGAUUCCGUUCAGUGAUUUUUUUUUUCAUUUUUUUCUGAUUCAAAGUGAUUUGAUUAAAUUCUACACAGUUUACUUCAAUCUGAUUUCAUCGAAUCUGAUUAAAUUUGAUUUGAUCUGUUUCAUUCUGGACUGAUUCAAUUUAAUUUGUGCAAUUAGACUUAAUCUGAUUUGAUUCUGUAUGCUUUGGUUCAUUUUGAUCUGAUCAGAUCAGAUUCCACUGCAUUGGAUUUGAUUUGAUUGGGUAUGAUCUACCUUUUUUUUUUAUUUGUUUAGAUCCAAUAGAUUCAGUUUGAUCCAAAAUGAUUUGAUGGGAUUGAUUUGGAUUAGAUUCAGUUCAAUUGAUUCGGUUUGUUUGAUCAGAUUCUCUCUAAUCUAAUUUGAGUUGAUUGGAUUUGAUCCACUUUGAUUUAAUUUGUGUUGAUCUGAUAUGAAGCGAUUUGAUCCAAAAUGAAAUGGGUUAAUUCAGUUAGUAGUAUUUUACUGUGUCUACUAACUUUGUUACAGUAAGAAGCAGAUUAUCAGAAAAGUAAAAAGUGUUAACUUUUCAAGGAACCCUCUAAUUUUGUACUUUACCAAAAAUACGAUGAAUAAGGUUAACAUGAAUAAGUGACUUCAGCCAAAUAAAUGCCCCUGGUUUUCACAUGAUGACCAACAGGCUACAGUCCAGUUAAAGUAAGUGUUCAUUUAGACAAUAUCAUGCAAACUUGUCUGUUAAUCUGUGAACACUAACUAGAAUUUGAUAUCAAGGCUUUUUAGUUGUGAAACUGCUUCUGCUGCUUUACUUAGAUGUUGGUGUUGCAGUGUAUGUUGCAGAACAGACCUACUGUAUGUUCCAGAAUACGACAGAAUGUUUUUGUGGCAGUUGGAUGGUAAUUCAGAGGCAAAUGUCUUCUUUGUCUCUGAUCAAAGGUUCGAGAGGAUCAUAUAUCUGGAGAUGUCUUGUUGAAUAGUUUGGGAGAUUUGCAUAAGGCCUUGCUUUUCUCCAUCUCUGUCUUAAAGAUUUGUGCUUUAAUGCCUUCAUUGCUAAUGUCAUCUUCACUGGGGCAGCUUUGCAUCCUGCCAUGUUUGUUGUGGGGCACCAAUUGUCACGUGACUCGAUCCUGCUGCACAAAGGCUGGUCCCAGAAAACAAGGAGCAACCCACAGGGGAGAGGAUGUGUUGAAGAUUGAUCUCAGGGUUUUGUAAAACUGAAAAUAAAAAAAAAGUCUGAUUAAUUUUGACUUUUUUUAACCUAGCCCUGUUGUAUUUAAGAACAACAUAAUUGUCUUGCUGUUUCUUAUAUUACCUCUAUAAGAAGGGUGGAUCAGGCUCAACAUCAAACUUGAGAGCUCACUUGGCUUUAUCAUCCACCUGUCAAAGUGCAGCUGCCUCCCACAGCACCAAGUCCCAGAGUUGCUUCCACAGGUUGCUGUCAGAUGUGAGUUUGGAGCGGCUAAAGCCUUUGGGCAGGAUGCCAAUCACAGCUGUGGAGGCAAAAAAUGCCCACCACGGCCACAGAUAUCUGGGUACCUGUGCAGCACCAAAAUUAGGACAGAAACCUCUGUGCAUGCCCCUUAUAUGGAAAACAUGGUUCCUGCUUUACAGCAUCUAUAUUGACUGUUCAAAUGAUUAAAGUGUAGAGCUGUAGUUGCUCUGUGUCUGAGGCUUUGGCUCCCUUUUUUGCGUUGUUUGCAUGUGAUUUGGGCAGUAGAGGUAUUUCAAGCAUGUUUUCACUGUUUACUGUAAUCAGAGUAAAUCUCAGAGUAGAUGCACGUCAGCUAAAUGUGAGAAACGCACAUGUAAAUUACUCUACCUGGGGUGUUAUUAAACAGGUUGCAGUGCACUUAAGCUAGUUGCAGCUUGUGUAAACCUGUGCGUGUAAGUGUGUGUGUGUGUGCAGACAGUUUAUCCCCCCCACCCAGUAAUCUUACAGCUGCUUGUCUGGCUCGUACCUGCUGUUGUUGUUAUUGUCCCGCAGAGCAUGCAAAGAGGAGAAACUGCAUGUCCUCACCUCUUUUACUGUUUAGUCAGUUUUAUCUGACUGACUGAAUGAAUGAAUGAAUGACUCAGUGAGGUGUAAGGAAAGUGCCAUGUAGAUGUUACACCUGCUCAACUCCGAGACAGCCUGGGUUAAUUUCCUUCCUCUGUGACACAGAAAUAUAAACUAGACUCAUCAUUAAAGAAGUUAAUUCCUCUUAGUGGUUCCUUUGUCACUACCUGACAACUGCUGAGAAUCUCUUGAGAAAAAGGCAAGAGGUGGAUGGACGUGUGAGGACUUUUUUGCUGUCUUGUUUCUCAAUCUUACAAACAGGAGUGUGCAACAUCUAGGUCCUCUCAGAGGGUGUAAACUUCUUAAAUUUUUAGGGCAGAUUUUGCCCUGGACAGAUUUUCUAAAAGCUUUUAUCAAAGGCUGACAAGAUUAAGAGGAAAGAGCAAAUUACUGCAUUUUGGAUCACAGAAAUAGUGAAAAUGAAAUGCAUUCAAUAUCCCCAGUUGACACCUAAGUGCAGCAGAAUAAGCAGAUAUUUAAUCUGAUCACACCGGGCAGCUGUCUUGGUAUCACUCUCUCAGAAACUCUUUUUUUUUUCUCUCUGGACUUUUGGGACCCAUACCCACAUUCUGCUUCCUUAACUGCCAGACCUACAUGCUGAUGCUUGUAACCCUUUUUGCACCCCUAAAAUAAAGUUUAUCUUCAAAAAGCCGUGAAAGAAAAGAGGUUGGGCAAAACAUCCCAGACCAUACUAUACUUGAUAUAAAGUCUGGUGCUGAAAAAGUAAUUUCAAAGUAUGAUUGAUUUUCUCACAGACUCUACAGUGCCUGUUGGGAAUGAUAAAAAUGCGCCUUUUGGGCUGUAUCUUGUGAAUUGAAUCAGCUGGCUGCAUAGUAGUGUGACCAAACUGUCAUUAUGAUCAGUGUUGUUUAUUAUUCAGAAAAUAAUCAGUUUAGCCACACGGACCAUCUGUUCUUUUUGUGUUUAGAGUUUAGUUUUCCUCCCUGCACAGAUGUCAGGAGUAAAAAAAAGGGUAUAAUGACCACAAUCCUUUUUUAUACCAGGCAGUAAACAUGUUCAAUUCUACUUCAAAAAUAGGCAAUUUAUUUCAGACUCUUAAGCAGCGUCCCUGAAUUUUAUAGCCAGUUUCAACCAACUAACAGCUGUAAUCUGCAGGCUUGAUAAUGCAACCAGGUUUAGUUAAAGUUUAAACAUUUAAAUAGUUGUCUAGAAAUUUGGGAAUCCUGUACCUUUGAGGUCUUUCCUAGACAGCGUCAUAUGUUGCUUUAAAAUCUGUAUGUGUUGGUUAGUAGUAAUGGGGCCUACCUUUCCACAUUGUGGGCACUUAUGUAUCCCCAUACCAAGCUACAACAAGCCAGGUUGUCCAUCUUUAUUUAAAGGUGGAUGGACCAGGCAUCCAUGAUCUCCAAAAAGAAGAACUUUAUUGAUCCCUGAAGGGAAAUUCAAAAAGGAUGUCAGAUUUUGAUUCCUCAGACCACAGGACCAUUUUCUUGGGCUGGGCGAUAUGGCCUCAAAUCAAUAUCACAAUAUAUUGAACAGUUCACCUUGAUAAUGAUAAAUGGAGGAUAACUUCUCCACAAGCUGCUCACCCCCUCCCACAUUAACUUUUUCUACUUCAGCCACCACUCCAUCUGCUACAACUUUUAAAUCAUCCUCCUUCUCCUCACUUGUCUUUCUCUCUUUGUUACGGACUGGAUGGGGUUGAGUCACGUCUCUGUCGUAGGACAGAGCUUUAAAGGGGUACGAGACCAUAGCCUACCUACACACAUCCAAAGCCAACUUUUAAUAAUUUAUUUGACAUAGGCAAAAUGAUGUCGGUUGAUGUUGUAAGUUUCAGUAUCUGUAAAUUUUCAGUUUAUUGCCCAGCACUACAAUUUUCCACUCCCCCACUGUUUACACUCACCUCCAUGAUCAUUGAUAGAGCUGUAAGUAGAGCCUUUUGAUGGUCUUUCAGAAGUUAAUUAAUGAAACGACCAAUCAACUUAUCUCAUACUAAAUUGCGCAUUUAAUGGCUUUUUAGGCACCCAGUUUUAAGAUUUAACUUAUUUUUCCAAACCAACAACCCAAAUUUUAAAAAUGUGGAGACUCUGUAAACGUUCACUUCACCUUAACACCAGAGAAGUCGCCAGCGUUCUUGGGUCAAGUAUGAUUUCUUCUUUUGAAGGGGCCAUCAGUAGGAAUUAAACUCACUCACUUUUUAUCAUAUUUUACACAGCACCCUGACUUUUUUGACCAUUGUCACUGUAAGUUGGCAACUCUAACCUUCUGUUCUAAGGACUUCAGUUUCCAUGCAGCACAUUGCAGCCCGAUGCCCUGACUUGAAUGUAAAGGGACAAGCAUCCGCUCUAUUGAUGCAUCAUGCAAUGGUCUUGUGUGCUGGUUUGCUGAUGACAUAAUAAUCUUUGUGUACAGUUUUUCUACAUGCAUGGGCCAGUCUUCAUGAAAGGGAAAGGGGAUUGUCUGUGGGCUCUCAUGCAGAGUUCAAAUAUUGUUUCCUCUCAUUAGAGCGAGUUAUAAUACUCUCAGCCACUUCCAAGAUGUUUGGAAAGCAGUGAAAAGUUAAAUGUACGUAUUGAUCCUGUUGAAAUUCUGUUUGUGUUGCGCUCUAAAUAUUCAAAUGAGAAGACAAGGGGAAGGAAAGCCAAGCCUUGGCUGAAGAAUAGGCCAGUUUGUGAACCAUUUCCUAAUUGUUAAUGAGGGGCUCCAGGGCAGUUUGCCAAGGCUGGAGGGCCAAUGGUGAAGGCCUGUUUGAACAGAGGGGGCAGAGAGGGAGAAGGGGCUAGCUGUGGGGACACUGUCACUGAGGGGGACCCCUAAACCCCAUCAGCCCCCUCCUACCUGGCUCACAAAGUGCUGGAACAGGCAGCUGAGAGUGACUGUCACUUCCACCCGAGACUUUAAUGAGGGUCUAGCUGCGUCUUUGGGACUCCGGUGAGCUUCUGUCGCUUACCGCCUGUCAUCUGAAGGAGCUAAACUUGGGUCAGCUGAUUGCGAGAGCAGAGGAGGGUCACUGAGUUGUUUAAGAUGUCAAAUAACAACAAUAACCAAGAAGGGAAGGAGGAAAAGGAGGAAGACACAGAGGAGAAAGAAGAAGAGGUCAUGGUAAAAAUCCCGCCACCUCCACCUCCUCCUGAGGUCAACGGGAAGACUCCAGCUGAGGAGGGGACGCAGGUGCUCAAACCCUUGCCUAAUGGGGACCAUUUCCAGCCUAUGAACCGCAGUAUUUUUACUCUCUCCACAGUCUCACCGGCAGCUGAGAGGAUCCGCUUUAUCCUCGGGGAGGAAGAUGAUGGCCCGGCACCCCCUCAACUCUUCACUGAGUUGGAUGAGCUCCUGUCGGUGGAUGGACAGGAGAUGGAGUGGAAAGAGACGGCCAGGUAAGAGAACCAAAAGCUCUCUUAUUAAGAUCCUGUAUGUGCACUUUUUAGUGUUAAAGUUCUUGGUCAUCAGGAACCUUAUUGAAGGAGAUGCUGGCUAAAAGUCAUCUCUGCUGCCUUUGCAUUUUUCUUUUGAUGCUUUUGGAUAAAUGACCUUUUCAGGAGCUAAAUAACUGCACAAACAUCUCCAAGCCGCUUUCUUCGGGGAACUUGCAGUGUGCUUUGAAUUUAGAGCAGCAUCAUAGUUGAGCUCAAAGCACUCCACAGGUUUCUCCUGUGUGGCCCACUAGUGGGACGGGAUGGCAUAGAGAUGGGAUGAUUGUUUGUGCAUCAUUAGCGUGGAUGAUUGAAGCUCUCUCAGGGGGAAACUGGAUCCCUGGGCUGCUGUUUAAGGCUCCAAAUGAGUUUAUUUGUUAUUCUAACCCCUGACCAAAUGUACUUGUUAGAUUUUGGUUCACUGUUGCUUGAAUAAGUGGCAGAGAAACUUCAUUUAAGAACUCUGCUGUCAGAGUCUAUCUGGAUAAUAUUAAACUGGUUUUAUUUGAGCUCAAGGCUGAGUCCUUUUCAAGCUCAUAUGAUAUAAAAAUCUGAUUUGCACUGAUUUUAACCAUUCAUAAAAUCUGUCCAGCUCCAGUAUUGGGCCAUCAUUGAAAGACCGCCACAUAUUUUGUCAAUCCUACAAAAAUCCACGCACUGAAAGACAAGUCAGUCAACAUGCACUUCAGCAGGGAGUAGAUUGUGUGAUCUUACACAGUGGAUUUGGGAUUUAUGUAUCUGAUCUUAUCAGGUCAACCAUCUGGAGAGAAAAGCACCUUAAAUAGACAAAUACCAAAAAUUUAAUCUACCUGGGAUUGUUUUUGAGGUUCAGCUUGGUACCUGAAAAAAAGUCUUUGUUGUCCUGUCCGGCUCCAGUACAUGAUAAGCAGUAUGCAGGGGGAUCAGAGCUGCAAUUUUCUUGCUGUAAAAGAGUGAAAAGGACUCAAAACAAGUACCAAGAUAGUUUCUUAAAUAAGUGUGAUUAAAUUUGUGUGACGUUGAUAUCUGACCACAACAAGUCAGGAGUUUUAACUGAAGUGCAGACGAGAACUGAACUAGUAAGAAACCUUUCAAAGAGGAUCAGCAGCUUUUACAGUUUACAGUUUCUAUCCCUCCUUAAUCGUGUUUUAAAUACUAUUAAAUGCUUAUAAAGCGUCUUGUAACUUUAAAUGUAUUAUUCUGUAAAUAGCCGCAGAGAUUUAGACCCAGUCCAGCUUCUCCCCAAGUGCACUCAGGGACUCCAAAUGAAUAAAAGAUGUGAGAAGUGCUGGGUAGUACUGGCCGUUUGCCAAGCGAAAUGUUGGCAGUCAAACCAACCAAAUAAAACCCUGCUAUAGAAUCAAGUCAGUACCAGUUCAGUUUCUCAUCUCCAUGACUCUGAGGGAGGGGGCAGGGGGGCUGAUUAAAAGAAGACACACUGGAAAAAGAAAUGAUGACAGUGGUCAAGCGCAGAGUUUUUAUGCACCUUUGUACUGAGUCUGCAUUCGAACUGUGCAAAGGAUACUUGAGAUUAAUAUUGUUUUUGACCUGAACUAUAAACUGCUGCAAAUAAUGCAAACACCAACCAUUUGAUGUCAUUUUAUUGUUCACAUUUUGACAGAUAUAUAGCAAGAACAGUUAAUUGGCUUUUAGAGGUUAAUAUCGUGCAAUUAUUGACAAAGAGGCGAGGAGGCUGUGUUGCAAAGAUGACAGUGGCAACAGUGGUGAUAAUGCAGCUUCUUGUUUCUUUUCAAACAUUUUUAAUGAUUGCAUAUUUGAGAAUUCACCUCUCAAUGAGAUCACCUGUUUCCAGUGAUAUGUUUUUCUCUGCACUCUUUCCAAGGCAGGCUUAAAAAGUUCUGUCCUGGCUUCAACUGGUUUCCUUCUUAUACUGUUACAAACUCUACACCUUCUCAGAAAAAGUUAUAACUACUGUAUGUCUCAAAUAUUAACUUUAGAUUUGUUAUUCAGCAGCAGAGCUUUUUUUUAAGAUUAGUUUAAACAGGGUCUUUAAGUAUUAAAAAAAAAAAAAAAAACAUUUUCUUUCCCACACUAAGGCUCUGUCCACCCAUAUGUAUGUACACAGAGUUUUUAGGUUUUGGAGAAGAACUUCAAAGGUGAAGAAAUUUCAAAACUCUGUUAUGCCUGUAUUUGUGGGGACAGCUCAAACAAAAGUUCUGGCAAACACUGAUGUCAUUACGUCAACUUGCAUCUGCUCCAUGAUGGCGGGCUCCCGGUUUGUUUACAUCUGCUUAGAGCUGCUAGAUUUAAGUGUUUAUGUACAAGGAAACUAGCUUUACUUCAUCGUAUUACUGCAGAAUGGGAGUGUAUCUCACUGCGCACAGUUUAAAUAACACUGUCCAAGAAGAUGCCUGACAUACCUGCAUAUAAGGUUCUUCUCUUGUGCUUAACGUGACAGACUGAUAGUGUUUUUUGAAUCUUCUUUGUGUUGUUGUAGAGAAUAAGAAAUAUUCACUAGCACCGUGGAAAGGAUUAAUGUUUAAAGGUGGGAAAAAAAAUGGUCAAGAAAAAUAUCAAUAUCUUUAUAUGCAUGGAUGUAACUUCCUAAUGUACAUGGAUAAAACAUCAAAAAACACAAGUCUGCAUUAGGAUUUCUGCAGCCAAAUGUGCAAGCAUUCAAGUAGCAAAGUAAUACUUGAUAUACUUGAAUUUUAAUAUUUGAUUUUUCUGCUCCCUUUGAUGCAAAUAAAUGCUGUCUUUAACCACUGACAGUUGACACAUACAUGUUCAUUUUGUGCUGAACUCAUGCAGUUAUAUUUAACAUAACAUAAUGUCAAUCAGUUAAUGGCAGAAUAUUGGCAAAAUUCAUCAUGUUAUAUAAUCUACUGUCCCUUUUUCAUCCCUCCAGGUGGAUCAAGUUUGAGGAGAAGGUGGAGAAAGGAGGUGAACGCUGGAGUAAACCACACGUGGCCACGCUGUCCUUACAUAGUCUUUUUGAACUACGCACAUGCAUAGAGAAAGGCACCAUCAUGCUGGACAUGGAAGCUUCCACUCUGCCUCAGGUCGUUGGUAAGUCCACUUCAUUGCAGUUACAGAUAAAACUCAUCUACACUGCUCAGGAAUCUGAGCUGUGAAAUGUUAAAGAUCAUCGACAAUAUGUGGUCUGUGCUGUAGCUGGGUCCACUUGACACAGUGCAACCUUUAAAGGUUUAGUAAGGCUCUGCAUCACACUCUUUUUUCUACACUUGAUUGCAGAUGAUAAUGAUAUUAAUAAUUUCUGUUAAAUAUGAUAAUGCUGAUAGAGGUCAGUGUCUUGCUGCCUGCACACAAACCCUUAUGUCAGUUUGAUUUUAUGCACCCUGUGAUGCUCACUGUUGGAGAGCUGGUCUGCAGGGUUGCGUGCAGGUUAAUGGACUGCUGCACAUCACACACAGGGGUCAGAGGUUGUCUUUCUUGGUCCUCUCAGCUCUUGGGACCAGAGCUCUCUGCAAAGUUCAGCCUCAGCUGUACUCUACUGUGUUUAAAAGUGAGGGACACAAACAGGAGUUAGUAAACGGUCCCAUGAAAACUUCCUAAUUUGAGGACAGUGAGACCCCGUUUGUGUUUGCAUGAGGGAGAAGGAGGAAGACUCAGCGGUCAGAGUGAUUAAUGUGAAGUAAUUGACUGAGCUGCAUGGAGCGCACAGGCCGAACAGAGCCGGGCCUCUUGCUUUGAGGCCGGCCAACUUGACUGAUGGGCCAUUAACAGCAGUAACCCCCCACAAGAGGACAAACUCCCCCGAGGCUGUUAUCUGUCAGCAGCAUUCAGGCUUCUGACCUUCUUUUUGAUAAUAGUCAAGAGCUUUUUGAUUGAGCUGGUUCAUGAUGCCACUUUCAUACCGCAGCAUUAGAGUCUGGAGGCGCGAAGUGGGUCCUUACAAGUACGAAGAGGUAUUUUAUGACAGUUUGAGUCUUAGCCUUAAGUGUCGUUGUUGCUGCACAAGUCUUACAUAAAAAAGAUGCUACAUUAUGGAGAAAGAAUCAAAAUGAAGAGGUUUAAAAGAAAUACAAAAUUUGCACAAUUUUCAAUUGGAAAGUUCGAAAUUUUAAGUUUUUAAACUAAUAUCAAGAUAAUUGAACUUUUAAAAAAAAUUAACGCAAAAAUGAUCAAACAGUGAAUUUUAACAGGGAUGCUUUGUUUAAUAUGUUGUAAAUAAAUUAUAGUUUUGUCUCAGACUCUGACCUAAGAAUAAAAAAUUACAGAUACUGAGACAAUUUUAAGUUCUUUAAACACUCAUACUAUCCUCUCUCAUCCUUUUCUUUUCCUUCUUCAGAGCUGAUCACCGACAACCAGAUUGAGAUCGGGCAGCUGAAACCAGAGCUGAAGGACAAAGUGAUGUACACGUUGCUACGGAAACAUCGCCAUCAGACCAAGAAGUCCAACCUGCGCUCCCUGGCUGACAUUGGCAAGACGGUCUCCAGUGCAAGUAGGCUGUUUUCCAACCAGGAAAACGGUAAUACUGAUGCCAGUUUGGUGCAGUCCUUCAACUUCUUUAAGACAAUUAUAAGAAAAUUAUAAUUCAGCUGUACAUACUAGCAAUACCAGAGUAAAUAUAGAUUUUUUACACCUUAUAUUAAGACCUGAGGUUAUUCGAAGGUUGUUGGGGCUUUAGGAAACCAUUAAUGUGUGAUAAAGGAGCCACUGCUGCCCUCCUCUGCAUGAAUUUGUUAAUGUGGUUCACUAAAGUCCUCAAGAAUCUCCAGAUCCUCUAUAAAAAAACAAAACAAAAAAAAGCAUCUUUAAAUUGGCGAUCCCCAGAUAAUUGGCCUCUCUUUCUUAGCUUUGAUGCCAUAUUACCAAAUCUUCAUAGUGCUCCCACUAAACCUCACUAUUCUGUUAAUUAAACAUAAUCAAAGUCCAACACUACACUAAACUGUAGUCCCUAACUGAUAUUAACAUGUACUGAAAAUGUUAUGAAUGUGUUAAGAGCCAUGAGUCUUUGGAAAGAGUAGAUCAUUAUUACCUGAUUUUAGCUUCAUGAAAUUGUUUAUGACUCUUUCAAAAUAAAAGCUCCCUCUGUUCAUGACCUGCUUUGUUUUCAGAGUCCAGAUUCAAACUUGUCAAGCCUCUUAUCAGAAUCACAGUUCAGAGAUAAAAGGCCACAUUAAUUAUCAUUAAAGUAUAAAGUACACCAUCCAGAUUUGACUCCUGUCAAAGUGCCUUUCCAAUGACUCAUUGGCUCAUGAUUUAAUGUCUUAACAGUUCCCUCUUCAUUAAAAACCACUGAUGAUAAAAUUCUUUAAUACUUUAACUAUUUGUUUUUCUAACUCCUGCUUUGGUUUCACGGGCUCAACUCUAAACUCUCCUGUCACCUCUUCUUCCCGCCUAUUUUCCCCCCUUUUUUUGACGCUCUGGACUGGCUUGAUAACCUGCUGCUGCCACUAAAAGCUCGCGGUCCUCUUGAGAACUCAGUGACCUGCAUGUCGGGUCGCAUGUCCAUGGAGGACUUGCAUACCCAAAGGAGUUCCAGCAUGGACUGGCUUAGUAAGUUCACUGGACCCCGGUCUACGUGCAAACUGCAGACAAGUCAGAAUCACUCAGAAGUUAUUUUGAGUGAUUAUGAGGGCGGAAUUGUACAUGUAGCUCGUGGUUUUGGCCCUUUUCAGAUGUCCUCAUUGUCUUUCAUUGAAUAACACUGACUCCAGGAUACCAAAAUAGCAUGCAUUUCUAAAAAUGGGUGUUUCAUUUCUUUGGUAUCUGCCUUUUUAGCACAUAAACCCUAAAGUGACUUGGAGGAGAGUUGGUGAAUAACAACUAUGUGGCUUGGAUAACCUCCAAAAGCUGCAGUUUGAACCUAGCCCACAAAAUCUAACCACAUCUGUGAAUGAAUGUGUCAGAUAGAGUAGACCUUAUUUUUGUGUGCUUCACUGUAUGUCGUAGAUUCACUCAUUAGUUUUCCCACCCCUGUCUGUUUAGAUUGUUUUUAUUGUAGCUAUAUCAAAGUUCCUUCAUAAGUCCCCUUAAAUUGAUGUUUUUGCCCCUUUACUCGUAUCUGCAGAAGAGUUUCGCUGUUACAUCAUUUUUACUGGCUGCAUCAGACUGACAAGCAUGUUAUUACCUCGAGUGCGCAGGGGGCAGAUGUAUGAACCUGAGCUACAGUGGCGUCAGAGUUUGCUCUCAUUGAGAUCAGCGUCUCUCGUCUCUGACAGCUGCGGUGCUAAAGCGAGGUCACGUUCUCGCCGUCAGCUCUCUGCUGCCGGACUUGACGAGCUGGAACCAAAAGUCAGCAGAACGUCCGUCAGAAUCUGUCGUCCACCUGCUUCACAUGAGGAAAGCACUUAGAGGGAAGGCUCUGAAGAGAAAGAUGGACACUUAGAUGAUCAGAAAAUAAAAACUUUACUAACAGUUGCUGUGGAUCCAUACCUCUAAAUGAGUUUGAGGUUUAAGGAGAGGCUGUAGAUGUCAGUUUAUGAAAAUAUUGUGUUUAUGUUUGGCCACUGGUUUCAGACUGGACAGAGCUUACUUGUGACUUUGAAUAAAGCAGUGUUAGUCUCUGUUUUCAAGUGAUUUCCCUUUUAGUUGGACUUUUGCUUCAGAAGUGAUCAUAGAGUUGAUUUUUUGGGGCUUUUGUCUUACUGUAUGCAUGAAGAUCACUCUUUGAUUCCUACGGGCGCUGCAUGUGGAGCAAACUGUCUGGGCCACUGCCUUUUCUCGGGUCUCUGCCGUCCCCUGUCUUCUUGGUUCUUGGUGUGAGAUACAACUGGUCUAACCGCUCAGCAUUUCUUUGUUUGAACAGAUAGUCCCACCACGACUCACAAGAACCUGACCUCCAGCAGCCUCAAUGACAUUUCUGACAAACCGGAAAAAGACCAGGUGAGUCGGCUUGAACAUGCUUUGUGGCUUACAACUUUCCCUUUCAGCUUGUUUACUCUGUGUGCUGUUGUUUGGAUGAUUUUAGCACAUUUAAGGUAAUCAUACGAAAUGCAACUCCCCUGCAUGAGUAUCAUAUUCAUAAGCUAAAUGAUUGUAGUACUGAAGCCUUAAGAUAGAGUUCCCCCAGGGGAGAAGAAGCAUUUUGUAUCUUGUUGUAUUGUACCCUAUUGCAUCAUAUCCAAUUGAAUCGAAUCAUAUCGAAUCAAAUCGAAUCAGAUCGUAUUGCAUUGUAUCCUAUCAAUUAUGUACCGUAGAAGAUUGUGUCAUAUUGUAUCAAAUGGUAUCAUAUAACUAACAGGUAAUAUCCAACAAUUCUCCAUCCACCGUUUUGUAUCCAUUCUCAUCACAUCAGGUUGGAUAGUAACAUAUUUAUGUUGUAUCAUGGUAUCUAUUUUAUUGUUCUAUAUUGUAUCAAAAUGUUUUAAAUCAUAUCAAGCUCUAUAAAGUCUUAACGAAUUAUAACAGGUCAUAUCAGGUUUUGUCCUUUCAUAUCAUAUCAUACCAUGUCAUGUCAUGGAUAUGGGGGGGCUCAUUGUUUUGAAUUGUAAAGCACUUGGUGAAGCAUUUCUUUUUGCCUGAAAAGUGCUUUAUAAAUAAAGUUUGAUUUGAUUUGAUGAUAUCAAUACUAGGGCUUUCAAAAUUAAAGUGUUAACACGUAUGAUUCCAUCAUCAUGAAUAAUCUGAUUAAAGAUUUUAAUGCAAUUAACCCGCAGUGCAGAUCCCCUGAAACAGCUCUGGCAAUGCAUUUUGGUCAGUUUGUCUGAGGAGUGUUACCGCCCCGCAUGCGCAAAUGGGCGGUUAAUCUGGUAGUGACGGGCUCCAAACAACUAAAUUUGAAAGAUGCUAAACAGCACAUUGGCCCUCUCGAUGGGAAAUGUGAGUGAAAAAAAAAACUUUGACUUAACAGACAGCUGACAUUAAGUAUUAUGCACACCCCUAAAGAAGGAGUUUUCUUUUCCACCAAAGCACUCCUACCUAAAAUACCACAUAGAUGUGAAGCAUGUGUUAGUCAGGGAUUCUGCUCGCUCUUUGGCUGUCUUGUGUCUCUUUGCUCAUGCAAAAUGAAACAGGGUUAAUUUAGAUUAAAAAUGAAUUAUAUUUUAACUGUGAUCAGUUGGAAUUAAUCCUCAGCAACCCUGUGAUUAACCUAAUUAAAACAUUUUAAAGGUUUGACAGCACUAAUUUUAGACAUAUCAAAAACAUAUUGAAGGAUAUAGAAACAUAUGGUAUCAUAAUGUAUUUUAUCUUACCACAUUGACCAUAUCACUGAAAUGCAUGUAACAGCACGUAAGUGUUCUACAGGUUUUUCCAAAAUAGAAAAUAAUACAAUUAAAAAACAGAUAAAAGUAAAGGGUUUGGUCAGUUGUUACACCUUUAGACACAAGUUGUUUUAGACACCAGAAUUGGCUUCAUGCUGUCACCCCACAACUGGAUGAUUUUGGAACCGAAUCCCUUUUUCUUUUUCAAGCAUUUAUCUCUAUAAAAAUAAUAAAUUCUUCUGAUCACAGUGAAUCAUUUGAAGAUGAGUUUAUUUUCGUGUUGUUAGCCUGAUGGAGCCUUCUUUGUUGCAAACUGGAGAAAUCAGACGCAGAGAGCAGAGAUUGUUUGACAGACAGCUUCGCUUAGUUUCCUUUCAUGGUCAGUGAAGAGAAUUUUCUGAUGCAGGCAAGAAUACUGUACUGUACUAACAUUGAAGUACUCUUAUGUAUACAGUAUUGAAGCUUUUUUUCUGGGGUAAACACCCCAAAAGGCUCAGCUGUGCCUGUGAAUAGACUUAGUUGCCAUUAAAGUCCUAAACUCUCAUUUCAUUUUAGGGUCUGAGUGGAUUUGUGACUCCUGAAAAUUGGAUUUAAAGCAAAGUAAAUUAAUUUUGCAGAUCACGUUCUUGUCAGCAUGUGACAAGAAAAGAGUCUGUUUCACUGUGUUUAUAUUCUGAAUAUCAGACUAUGAGUGUUUUUGGCUCUUUGGAAAUAUUUCGCUGUUUACAGGAGCUGUUUAUUAAUUCAGCUUCCUCCUAGGAUGGGCCUGUGGAGGAGGGAAUUAGGUCAGCCCAACCCAGUAAGACUUCCUGUGGGACAAAUAGAGUAAAGAGGCAACAAGACAGGAAGUAAAUCUCCUAAACUAAAACUGAUUUACACCCACUCAGACUAUUAAUAUUGUAGAUGUUUCCUCAGAGAGCAUCUUGAGUAGUGCAGUCACUUUUUAUAUUAGUCUUUAAGAUAAAAGCAUUUGUAAAAGUGAAUGAAUAAAAGUACUUUCCCCCAAAGAGUCCCAGUGGAGCAAAGGGUAACGUAUGAAGGACGACACUUUGGUUAGGAAAAAGAAAUGCUUUUUAGAAGAAGGGCGGAUUGAUUCUCUUCAAAGAUAGAAGCAGGUGGCACAGGCCAAGCAAUUGGAUGCAAUGUCUGAUAUAAUUGAUGCUCAUUUGAAGUCAGACUGGACGUCCAGUGUUUGGUGUCAGAGUUUGAUCUAUGAGGGCAGUGAGGUGUGGAUUAGCCCUGAACGGACACUGGACAGGGUUUGUAGUUUUAACGCAGGUUUAACCUCAGCGCUUAAUCAUUUACCAGCAAACUUAAUGCCAACAUGGCUCAGCAGAGAGCCUCUGAUUGGAUCUGUAUGGAUCUCACCAGCUGAAGGUCACCAGUUUAUUGGAUUUCUUAAAGGUUGAAUACAGGCAUUUGCCAGCUCAUGAUCAUGGUAUGUGUAGAUUGGCGAAUAGGGAUCCACAGACAGACUGUCUCCUUUAGUUUAUCCUGAUAGUUGCUCCUGAAUAUGUCUGUUUUCGCCAUACAAUUCUUAGUGAUUUAGAAUUAAUUAUUGAAUAUACGAAUCAGAAAACUUGGUUCUUGGUCUAAAUCAACAUCAGUGUUUUGUUUGAACAGACUGUGUUUUUGCUGGCCUGAUUCUGACCUGGGGAAAUGUUGGUGUUGUUGACCUGAUCCAUUCACAUCCUUGUUUUUAAGGGCAAAUUUAACAUCAUCUAAUCUGCCCACUCCUGACUUCUUGCUCUGUUUGAUAUUUGUAUCUUUAUUCUCUUUUCUAGUACCAGUACAUUUAGUUAACUCAGUUAGAGAUUUUAUUUGUCAGGGUUCAGCUGACACUCUCAUUGUGAGUGGACAAGACAUUGAGUCACUUUGGUUUAGUUUAGACUCUGAUAACGCUUUAAAACAUUGAUGCACUUAAGCUUAAAAACAUGGUGAUGUCUAAAUGUGGGUUUAUUCAGAAGAAAGAUCAGAGAUGUCAAUGCCUGACUUCUAAUGAGUCCUCAGUGCUAAACUAAAAAUUAAUAUAUCACUCAUUAAUAUUCCAUACAAGUCUUAUCUGUGUGUUCAUGAGUUGUUCCUUUCCUUAGCUGUGCCACUUAUUUAUCAUAGGGAACGUCUAAUGAACCAAAUGAGGUUGUGUCAUAAGAUACAAUACCAUAUGAGGUGGUGUAAGUGCCCUGUGAUUUAAAAGAUAAAAAGUUUGAUGAAAUAUUGUCUGUUUUUCAUCUCGAGACUGAAGUUUAUACAUGUGCAUCAAGGAUCUUUUUUUUAUGUAUCCAGUGUACUUUGUGCAAGAAAGCAGUGGCUUGUUCUUUUGGGCACCACCUUCUGGAUAAAACACUGCAACACAAUAGUGGACCUCUCUGUAUUUUGUACUGGUAUAUUGGUGGGUGUAGCUUACUUUCCAGAAGGUGUUUUUAGUGUGUCUGAUCCACCAAGUUUUAAGGUCAUUCUUGAAUUUUUGCAUCUUCAGUCAGGAUGGGAAAGAUAAAGUACACAUAAAGUUUCUAUUCAAAAAGUUGUAAAUAUUAUGAAGAAAAAAAAGUACAAAUUCUAAUUUUCAGUUCUGGCAGAAACAUAAAAAAAAUACCGGUAUGUUCCUUUAAUCCUGAUCUGGGAGGCUUUGUAUUCAUCUUAACAUUACAGCUUUUUUCUUCCCUUAAGUUUGUAAUUAUCCUGUUUCUGUGAAUUUACCUCAGAUAUACACAUCGCUCUGCUGUUAACGCUCUCAUUUGAAGCUUUUGAGUCUGUUUACCAGGAUUAAAAGCAUCAAUGAUUUCUAUAGGUAAACUGUUGAAGCUUGUGGUGCUCAGCAGGCACCUGGAUUCCUCCUUCAUGCCUCUCCACAUCUAUACAUCAGUAAGAAAUACAGCCUCAUUGAAUACCACAGGAGCUUCUGCUGUGGUAUUUAAGCUGAAUGAAGUUGUCCUGGUUGAUAUAGGUUGUUUAAUUCACUCUGCUGUACUAAAUUGCUUGCUGGUGUGAACACCACUUUAAAUGUCUUCUGCUUUUCUUCUCUUUUGUGUUUCCAGUUAAGGAACAAGUUCAUGAAGAAGUUGCCGAGAGACGCUGAGGCCUCCAAUGUGCUGGUGGGGGAGGUGGACUUCUUGGACACGCCGUUUGUGGCGUUCGUUCGUCUGCAGCAAGCUGUGAUGCUGGGAGCCUUAACGGAGGUUCCUGUUCCCACAAGGUAGAUGAGAUUCAUGUCUGAACUCCAGGAAUUCAUAAACAAGAGUUUCAGUUUAAUGUAAAGACAAAAACAACAGUGAGGGGUUUCCAUGGGGACAAGUACAGUUGUGUAGGCUGAAGGGAGGCUGCCUGACACACAUGAUCAAACGACACUGAACACAUUGCAGCUUGGUUUUAAUUGUUAUAGCACGUUUUAGCUUUACAUAAAAUAAACAAAUAGACAAAGAAUGGACCACAAUUGACAGAAUGUAAACAUUAAAACAGGAGGCAUGAUAAAGUCAGGUCAACCACUUUAUUUUUGCCAGAAAUUGUUAAGAAAUCAAGUACAGCAUUUGGGUGAUAAUGUUUUGUGAGAGGUCAUAUGUUGAAUCCAAGAGGUUGAAAAACCACCUGUCACUAGCCGCUCUUGUAGCACCCGAUAAUUUCUGCUGCCAUGAUGCUAUGAUGCUUUACUAUCUGGAUGUGAACAAUCCCAAGGGAGCUCGUAGUUCAGUGUGGUUUGAUAGUAUUCUGAUAGGGUUACUUUAGCUUUCAAUAAGUGAUUCAGUUGUGUUUACAUUUAUUUUUAGGAUCUAAAUUAUUGAGUCCUUUUAUGUAUUUCAAUGUGUGACUCAUAUGCGUCCUCCAUGAAUUAACUUCAACCUGCAAGGGCUAAAAAAUAAUUCAGGCAAUUGUUUAAUUGUUUAAUUAAUUAUGGUGUUUUUGAGUCAAACUAGCUCUCUCCCACCCACUCACGAUACAUUACCCAGUAUAUUACACAGCAGCUUCCAAAAAGUCUAAAAGUUCCAACAACCCACUGUGUUGUCGAGGAGUACUGAAAAUACUGAAUACUGAAUUGGUUUUAAUAGAAGAAAACGCUACCAGCACAAAAAACAUUGUUUGUAGACCCGAGCCUUAGAGCUGCAUUCUUCAGCACGGGUGUAUACGUCACUGCGAUGGUCUGUGUUUGAGAAAUGACCAAUUUUUACUAUGAACUGUUGCUAUAAAAUGAUCAAUCAGGAUCAAGCACUUGACACAGCUGUGGGAUAUCGUCACUUAAACACUCGAAAGAGUAAAAAAAGAUGUGUUUAAACAACAUCAGAAAUUUAAAAACAGUGUAAAAUAACCUUCACAUAACAGGUUAUGACUAGACGGUACUCUCUGAAGGCCUGUCUUUAUUGUGUCCAGUGUUGUAGUUACCAAAAGCCAUUAAUUUUACUGCCCGUAACUCCUGCAGGAAUCUUUCUAAGAAGGUUUGACAAACUAGCAAGUGUUGUAUAAAACAACGUCCGACAGGAAUUUCUCAGCCAUGACGACAAAUUUAAUAUUUCACUAUAAUGACCGUACUCAACUUAAACACUUUUAACAUUUUAUUGUUCCGUUACAGCUUUGAAAGCUCUUUGGGAGGGAUGGGGAGAAUACGCAGCAGCUUCUUUCGGGCACACUGACAGUAUGUCUGUGAGCUUUCAGUUUGCUUAAUUUAGAAAGCUGUGAAUAACACUGGACCACUUUGGCUGCUCUGUACUUUAAUCUAAAUAUCUGCUUAUGAUCUUCUGACUCUGGCUCAGGAAACAAAAGCAGGUCAGUUGAAACUGAAAUGUAAAAAACAGGUUGCAAAUGCUUCCAGUAUCAACAUCUUACAAGAGAGUUCACUUUUUAUUUCAACGUGAAAAAAACUGUCCCCUGCUGAAUUAAAAACAUAGCUUCAACUCAGAUUCAGAUCUUUAUAUUGCUUUGUGUUAGGGAUUGAAUGAAACAUGUAUUCUUGACUGAUAACAGAAAUGAUUUUUCUCUGUUUUCAGAUUUUUGUUCAUCUUGCUUGGACCCAAAGGCAAAGCAAAGUCAUACCAUGAGAUCGGUAGAGCGAUCGCCACACUGAUGUCUGAUGAGGUACAUAUAAGUCAGUGCCACACCUCUCAACCAUGUUUAAUUUUGAACGACAAAUAUGAUUUACCAUCACAAUAGGUUGAAAAAGUUGGAAGUUUUUGUUUACCAUCAAUAAAAUUUCAAACUCUGGUCUGCUGUUCGUGCUGGAUCUUGUCCUCCCUGCUUUAUUCAUUGUCAUAUCAGAUCUCACAGUCGGCUUCCCGGUGACACCAAAUGCUUUGACAGGUCUCUUUCACACUUGAAUACCUUGCCCCCUCUCUCCAUGCGUCUGCAUUCAGGUUUUUCAUGACAUUGCGUAUAAAGCCAAGGACAGACAAGACCUGCUGGCUGGUAUUGAUGAGUUCCUGGAUGAAGUGAUUGUCCUUCCUCCGGGAGAGUGGGACCCUGCCAUCAGGAUAGAGCCUCCAAAACAUCUUCCUUCCUCCGACAAAAGGUCUGAAAACAACUCUGACUUUGCAGUUUCUGUUUAGUGAUGCUACUCAAAGUGGUCUGAGUGAAAACAAAACACUUGUGGUUCUGAGUUUCUCUAUGUGCAUAUGUUAAAGCAAGCUGCCAUCUGUCAUCUUUUGAAAUCAAAAUGGACUAAAUGGACUAAUUACACUGAGCUGCAAAAGAGUUAUAAUAUGUGAAAUGAAACUCUAGACUGUUUUUGUAAAUAUUACAGUCAAAUUUAGAAAAAAAUCUUACUUAUACUAAGUUUAUACACAUUUUGCUAUUAGUGGACCGUGAUUUUAGAGCCCUGAAUACGUCCUGAUUCAUCUGUAAGAGAAUUGUAUGAAGUGACAGUAACCUGUGAGGCACUUUUGGAUUGUGUUGAAUUUGGCGCCCCCUGUGGACAAAUGGUCUUGGCUUACCUUGGCCUCAUGCAGAUGACGGGAUUUUUGAUUAAAAAAAGUCUAAUUUAUUUAUAGCUGUAUUUUUCAUCUGUAGUAAAUGUUGUAUGUGUAAAUUGUAAAAGGCUUCUUAGCUGACACCAACUACUUUGCUUUUGGAUGUCAGCAAAAGGAAUCAAUAUGAAUCCCAGUCUAUUUUUAUAAAUGUAAAAAACUCCUUAUAGGAGCUUUAAGGUAGCAAAACAAUCAGUGCAACAAGCACAGUUAAUUAAAAUGACUAUCUGCCAGUUGUACUUGUUUACAUCCAGAUAGUAGCGCAUCAGAGAGCAUUAUGCUAAAGCUCAAACACAACAUAUGGCUGGCAUAUCAGGCUAAUAAUAAAGUAACUCAUUAACUUAAAACCACAACUAUUCUGUCCUGUGUUCACUGAUUCUUCAAGCCUUCUCCUCCUCAAGGCUGUAUAAGUGUCUGCUGGUUAUUUAUUAAGUGCAUCUGCACAUGUACACAGAGGAAAGACUACAGUAAAGACAUGCUCACUUAAGCCAGACAAAUUCUGGCACCUAUACAUAAAAGCAAGAGUUACAUUUUAACCAGCUCUGUGUAGUUCAGUGUAAAACAAGAAGCAAGCAGGGCGUUAUGGUUGUAUGUGUAACAGGAUUUACAGUGACAGACAGAAAUUUAAGAGCAGCUUUAUUUUUAAAAACUUUCAAAUUACUGAACUGACUCUGACUUGUGUUAAACAUUUAUGAUGUCGCCUGUUCUGAAUGCUGCGUGUGCAGUUAACUCAAUCACGUUAUAGAAGAGCAGCAGCUGCAGAAUCACCCAAGUCCUCAUGUACAGCACAGUGUUAAAUUAUGAAGGAGCAGCAGCUGAUUUUAUUUAAAGUUCACUGAUCGACAGUCUAUGAAAAGAGUCUCCUUUCUGACACUAUCCGUUUGGUUGUCAUUGUCGCUCAAAUGUUUGAAAACCUCCAAUUGUGUUUACGUCUGUUGAUGUUCAAGUUGUUUUAAUAUGUGACCUUGUAAAGACAAUUAUCUACAUUAAUGAGGUGUUAAUCAGAAGGUAAAAAUACUGCUGAACUGACAAGAAACGUGUGUAUGUCAGAAAAAACAUGUACGCAGGAGGGGACUCUCAGAUGAACGGAGACAUGCCUCAUGAAGGAGGUCAUGGAGGAGGAGGUCACGCAAUAGGGGAUGAGCUGAAGAAGACUGGGAGGUAUGAGACAUGUGAACUGUGACCUCAUGAUGGUUUUGGUGUUUCACACAGCACAGCAAGGAAUUUACAGGACCUAUGUCUGUUUUCAGGUUCUGCGGGGGUCUCUUACUUGACAUCAAAAGAAAAGCGCCUUUCUUCAUCAGUGACUUCACCGAUGCAUUUCACAUUCAGGCCUUGUCGGCCAUCUUGUUUAUUUACCUGGGAACUGUGACAAAUGCCAUCACCUUUGGGGGUCUGCUGGGGGAUGCAACAGAAAAUAUGCAGGUCAGACUGAGAGUUAAGCAUUUGAAAAAAAGUGUUAAAGAGUUAGUUUCAUGAUUUUUCUUUUACUACAUAUAUUGCUGUGCGUGUGUAGGGUGUGUUGGAGAGUUUUCUGGGCACGGCGAUCACCGGUGGCGUUUUUUGUUUGCUGGCUGGCCAGCCUCUCACCAUCCUCAGCAGCACCGGUCCUGUUCUGGUGUUUGAACGGUUGCUCUUCAAUUUCAGCAGGUAAGUCUUGUGUUUUUUCAUGAAGCAUUGGCUGGCUGCUCUUAGAAAGUUCCAGGCGUGGGUGAAAAAUAAAGUGGAGAUAUAACCAGAUGGGCAGGGUCACUGUUUCUGAACAUUUUGGAUCAUUGUCAUGUUUUAUUUCUCCGUACAGAGAUAAUAACUUUGACUACCUGGAGUUUCGGUUGUGGAUUGGUCUGUGGUCAGCGUUCCUCUGCCUGGUGCUUGUGGCCACUGAUGCUAGCUUCCUGGUUCAGUAUUUCACACGGUUCACAGAGGAGGGCUUCUCCUGUCUCAUCAGCUUCAUCUUCAUCUAUGAUGCCUUCAAGAAGAUGCUCAAACUAGCUCACAGCUAUCCCAUCAACUCUGACUAUAAGAUGGAGUAUGUCACUCAGUACGACUGCCUCUGUAUGGCCCCUACUGUCCUUGGUGAGGAGCAGGCUCAUGUUUGUGUUUUACUUUGUUUUUACUUACUGGUGCAAUUCAGAAACAUUGCUGUUGAUUAACUUUUGCAGAUUUUGACCCAUUUGUCAUGAAACUGUUGUCAAAAAAUGUCUAAGAUGUAGUCAAGGGCCCCUCUGCUAUGAGCUUUAUAGUCUCAGUAAAACACCAUCAUACCUGUCCAUCGGUGUAAUGCAAUCUUCAAAGAAUGCAUUCAUGCAGGAAAAAUGAAAAAAGGAAACCACAAUUUCAUUUUGAGGCACCAAAACAUAAGAGAAGCGAGAAUUCAUGCAGAAAAUCAUCACAUAAUGAUUUUGUUGCUCAAAUAGGACAAUGUAACGACACAAAACUCUGAUGUUGGUGCAGCAUACUUAAGUUUAAGUAUCUACUCUAAUCUUUCAAGUGUAUUUCAAAGGAUAUAAUAUCACCCACUAAAGAUUUUAUGCUCUUAAAGGUACGGUGUCUUAAAAGAGAGUUUAUGCCAUAUCUUACAGUCAGAUUCUUGAUUUACAUGUGACUUUUCUUCUCAAUGGGUAGCGCAUGUGCACCAAAAAUACACACACACACACACACACACACACACACACACACACACACACACACACACACACACACACACACACACACACACACACACACACACACCUGAGGAAGACCCCCCUCUCUGCCACCAGCGACUUCACUUACUGAGGAGUUGACAAUACUGUGUGCUACAUCAGAAACAUGGCAGUGAAGAUGGUGGUCUCUGUAGAAGAGGACCGGUUCCUACUCCUUGUUCUAGUAACAUCAAAUAGACAUUUAGAUGAUCCCACAGUAGUUUAAAUGUACUUAAGAAUAUAUUUUAUUCCAUUUCCACCAAGUCUGUUCUGCCUCAUGUUGCUCCCAUCCCAUCUUCAACAACUCGAGUGAAGCACUUUGCAACAUUGAGCAAGUUAUAGUGGAGAGGAAGAACUUCCUUCAACAGGCAGAAAGCUUGAGCAGAACCAGACUGAUGUUAGACAGUCAUUUGCUGAGACUGCUUCAAGUUUAGUAAGGGAAGAGAGGGAGAUAGACAGAGUUAGAAAGCAGGUACGUCCAAGGCCGCGAAACGUCAGUGAUCAGUGAUCCAGAGAAAGCUACGGCAUGAUGGAGCUCAGGGACUUCCAGAAAAGACUUAUUACCUUUCUCUCAGUUAAAAUAGUCAGCUGAGUUUCAUUCUUUGGAGGCUACUGGGUCAGACGAUCCAAACAAGUAAAAAACGUCACCCUCAAUUUAAAAAAAAACAAUAUUUGAGGUCUUUUUGAUGAUUCUGAAAGAGUGCCACAGACCUGGAUAAAACACAACACAGCCUUUUUGUUUUUUUUAUGACAGUGGAGGGUUUUAAUGAAGAGGGGAAGCCCUGAAUUACUGGUAAUCCCCCGGUGGCUUAAAAAAAACGUUUUGGCUCACUCUCUCUUACGCACACAAAUGUGCUAUUCCAAGUACUGCUGGCAGGCUGGUGUUACACAGACAGUAAAUCAGGGUUCACAACAGAGCCAAACCAGCAGUCUGUCUUCAUGGAUGAAAAUGUUGGUUUGUUUGUUGAUCCUGUGGCUCAGUGCUUUUCUUCAGAAUAUAAAAAGUUCUGUUUUGGGCAGAAUAAUGCACUUUUUGACAACCACAUUAGACCAGACCAGAACUGAAUCAUUAUUGGAGUACAGCAUGCCGGUAAAUCUAGUUUACACACAAGCGUUUCCCUCAGUUUGUAACCGCCACAGAAUCAGUAACAUUGAUUGUGGGAGCUACCAAGAAGAAAAACGUUUGUCCUGUGUUUCUGCGCGAUGAGCUCCAUUCAGCAAUAUACAUUUUUUUACGCAGAUGUGUGGCUGUUACUUGUAUCAUCUGGUAUCCUGGUGCUAUCAUCUACCUUACAGUAGUUAAGUUAAGCCAGUGCAUGACAAAAAAUCCAUCUUAUUAUACACAAAAAAAGCAAUUACUGAUAAGGUACUGGAAGUUUAGCCAAGCUUGUGAAUUUGAAUCUGAGUUUCUAAUGUUAUGAAAUGUUUAGAAAUCUGUGCUAAAGGAGUUUUAUUUUGGUUGCAGAAAACACUACAGAAGUCGUCGGUGAUCCUUUAGAGGGCACUUCAGUCUGGUACUGGAACAACACCGGUCUGGUGAGUGUAAGAACGAAGCAUGGUGCUCCAUGCUUCGUUCUUAAUAAUAUUUUAUUAUGUUAUCAUUCCUGAGACAAGCCUGUAGAGGAGUUGUCCCCAUGAAGAGAUCCUAUUUCCAGUUAGCACUAGCUUCUUAUGAGUUAACCCACUUACUACCAACCAAAUAUAAAAACAGUAUGACACAAAGUAUCGAUACGUCACCGUAUUAGCCUCCUAAUAUGUCCAACUGAUAUUACUCUAGUAAAUAUUUUGGUUUAUACUGAAGUCUAAGCAUUUUGCUGUUUUGGAUUUGAGUCACAUUAAACUCCACAUUUUGAUCACAGUAGAGUCUUGACAUCAGCGUUUUCAGAAACAAAUGCAGAAAUAACAGCAGCACAUGUGACCAGUUAAAUCGUGGAAUAAUUUCUGAGCAGACUCAGGUGUUUGACUGCCUGAGUGCCUGAUCGGCUGGAGUGAGACCAGGUUUGCGAAGAUGAUAGAAGUCCUUGAGCUUCAGUGCAUGUUGCUGAUUCAUUGUCUCUUACUCAGAGACUGUGAAAGGAUUAAUCUCUGUGGUCUUUUGAGUUGUAGCAGCAUGUCCAUUAAAUCACCUCACAUUUUUAUUAAGAUUAAUUUGUUUCUGGUUUGGGUUGGGCUGUAGUUACUGGGCCUUCAGUGUCUCCAGUGUUUUGUGUUUUAUGUUUGAGCCAGAAAGACCCUGGCAGCCAUGUGUUUUUUUUGUUUGUAGGACUUUGGUCUAGAUUUUUCUGAAACUUGAUUCAGGUCAGCUGCUCGGCAGACCUUUGUUUUCCUCUCUCUGUAAAUCGAUUUCAAUGGUUACCCCUACAGGGUCCCCCUCUUUCUCACAUUUGUAACUUUUAAAGUCUGGUUUCUUUUCACUUUACCAGUCAUGAAACAAUGCCAAAACCAGGACCAUCUCUCAGUUUGUGACUUCUUUGUGUCUGUUUUCUUCAAUUUGGCUGAUGUCAGAUUGACUCAGCCCCCUGUAUAUUGUAAUAUCCAUCAGUUACUUCUCCCCUUGUCUUCUCUCCGAUGUUGACAAUUCAUCUAUUAACCACCAAUCCAGUUUGGUGACUCAUGAAUCAGUUAACAGUAAUAAUAAAAAUUCUCGUAUUGUCUACUGAUGCUGUUGGAAAGUAUUGUCAGAUUGUCAAGAGAGAGAGUUUGUUUCUGUACCUGCAUCACUCUCUUGUUUCUGUGCAGCCCACAAACACCACAUGGUCGUCCCUCACAAAAGCUGAGUGCUUAAAGUACAAAGGGGAGCUGGUGGGGAAGUCCUGCGACUUCGUCCCGGACAUCACCCUCAUGUCCUUCAUCCUGUUCUUUGGUACCUACACCUGCUCCAUGUGUCUGAAGAAGUUCAAGACCAGCCCAUUCUUCCCCACCACUGUGAGUCACCUGCAGUUACAUAAAAGCUGAUGUAACGUGGCGUCCUGCUGUUUGAACAGGAGCUUACAGAGGCGUUAUUUUUACUGUAAACUUUCCCACAGGUGAGGAAACUCAUCAGUGACUUCGCCAUCAUCCUGGCCAUCCUCAUUUUCUGUGGAGUUGAUAUUCUUGUGGGAGUUGAUACUCCAAAACUCAUAGUGCCAACUGAAUUCAAGGUGGGACUCUUGUUCUUUGUAUGCUUUUGUUAAAUGACCAGUUCUUACUAUUCCACAUUAAAGCGCUUGUCUCCCUUCCUCACAGCCAACAAGUCCUGCAAGGGGCUGGUUUGUGCCCCCGUUUGGAGGAAACCCCUGGUGGGUGUACAUUGCCUCUGCCCUUCCUGCUCUGCUGGUCACCAUCCUGGUCUUUAUGGACCAACAGAUUACCGCUGUGAUCGUCAACAGGAAGGAGCACAAACUAAAGGUAAAAGACUCUUCAUUUACUCACAAACACUACAGUGUGAGACGGGUAACAAAAAGGCUCAAUUUACUGUUAAUUUUCUGCUAAAAAAGUUCAUCUUUUUCUCAGUGAGGCAUUAAAGGAUUGGACAUUUAGUACAACAAACUCGUAAUACGGUAUUAUUGAUGUUUGUUUCGGUUUUAUGUAUUGACACCAACUUGCUAAUGGAGCUGGGGAUGAAAAUUCGCUGCUUGACUAUAAUCCCAUGCAUUUGCAUGUACAGUAUAUGUUCAUUAAUGCAUAUUGUCCCAUUAAAGUAAAUGAAUAAAUAAAUCCUAAAUCCUAGUAAAAUAUUGCUCAAAAACUUCGACAACAAACUUUUUCAAAAUAUGUAAAGAUGCAUAAAUGCUGUCUUAGGAUUUUGCAAACAAAUUAAGAUCAAUUUUGAUUUUCAACUUGAAAAAUGACAUUUAAAAAAAGUUAAGCCUUCUCCAGUCUCUUGAGGAUUUUCAUGUGUUCCUCACAACAAACCUCGGCAUGUGCAGGACAGAGUCUACCUUCACACUGUAGUUUAAUAUAGUUGUCAUUCUUCUCAUGGAGGUGAGAGAUGUUUCUUGGCCGUCAGCAAACAGGUCAGUUCAAAAAACAACUCGGUGAGAUGUUCAGAGAGCAGCGCCUGAAGUUGACUGAUGGUUUAUUUUAUUUCAACUGUGUGGCAAAAAUAACCCACAAAUCUUUCAUAGAUCCUCUCAGCAGAAGAUUCUGGUGCUUUUUUUUAUAAACACAAGACAAGCAGGGGAGUACACAUCCACGUGCUUUGACCUUCUGUUUGUUGUCUGUACCAGAAAGGGGCAGGUUACCAUCUGGAUCUGUUCUGGGUGGCCGUCCUGCUGGUGGUUUGUUCUUUUAUGGGUCUACCAUGGUACGUGGCCGCCACAGUUAUCUCCAUUGCUCACAUCGACAGUCUGAAGAUGGAGACUGAGACCUCGGCUCCUGGAGAACAGCCCAAGUUUUUGGGUGUGAGGUAAGACAGCGUUUAGGCCCAUGGUUGAGGAUUUGAGAUGUCUGCUUUGUUUUUUGUGCACAAGCAUAAUAGAUGCCUUCAAAAGUUCACAGUCCACCCUAAGAAAGCACGUUGGGAUUGUUUGAGUAUUGUUUGAAUCCAGGCUGUCUUGUAGCAUCUUAAGUGCCAUUUCCAUUCCCUGGUUGUUUGUUCCCUUUGUUUUUUAUAUUAUUUUGAAGGUGCAAAUCCAUAAAACCCAUGUGUGAGGUAAAAAAAUGUAAGUCAUGUUUUCUGAAUAAAUAUAAUGUAGUUGGAUGUGUUCUUUUAAAGACACUAUAAGUAGAUUUUUGAUGUUUAUAAAAGUGACACAAAUUCACAUUAAUGCCUUUUCGUAAAAUAAAAAAGAGCAUCAGGGAAAAGAGAGCGAGUCAUGGCACAAGGAGCUAAGUGAAAAUCCACAUUUUCAACUAAGUCUUCAUUUGAUAAACAAAUAAAGAUAAUCUAGAUCUGUGAUGAUGAUGGGACAAAGGAGAUGUCUGUCCAUUCAUUCUCAGUGAACUAAUUUAACUAUGACUCUGUGGCACCAUCUGUAGGUGAAACUCCAACAAACUUCCUGAAAGUUUGAGUUUUGUUAAAACCGUUUCAUAGGGAGAUGUUCAUAAAUGCGUACGUUAAAGUCUCAAAGAUUAAGAAAAUAAAAGCUUUUCCAGAGCACAGCUCAUAAACCCUCUUUGGUCUAUCAUGAGUCUUUCCAGAACAUUUGUGUGAGACCUGCUUUCAUAGUUUUGAGAUGUAAACUAACUCAGUCAUCAUACCUGCUGAGCUGAAACCCCAGCUCUCCUGUUAGGAGGUAAUGACAUGAACUGUUUUAAGCUGAUUUGGUUGUGGGUAAAGCCAAACUUGAAAAAACAUUUAAACAGUAGAUUACUGUCGGAUUGGUAAUCCGGAUUUGUUGAAUGCUGUUUAUUUCUGUCUGUCAUGUUUAAACUGCAGGUUAACUUCACUGGAGGCUGAGGGGCUUACAUUACCUCCAUUAAAUCACAGAAACGUGACAUUUAUCUCUGAAAUGAAACUCCUCUGACACUGCUCUCUGCUGCCUUUAGCUGCUCUGCAGUAAAUAAGGAGCAGCAUCAUGUGUCUGUGUAUGUAUAUAUGUGUGUUUGUUAGAGGACAGACUUCACUCUCCUGUUUUUCGAGCUGGUUCUGUUUGUUUUUCAUUUCUGUUUGGUGAUGUCCUUCACGGCCUCCUAAUGGGUCAGCUGUGAGCUGAACUAACAAACUCUGGUCUUGCGUGUUCCUGAACCAUCUGCUCUGACUGUGAACUUCCUGCAAAUGUUGUAUCCAGACUGCGGCUGGUCUUUGCUUUGAUGUGACUGAAUAUCAUUUGAAAAAAAAAAAGGAAGACAGUUAUUCAGACUUUUUAAAGUUAGAGGCCACGAAAGUCCAAAUCAUUUAACUAAUCUCUACUGUUGUCUUAUGAUUCUUCUUUUCUUUUUUAACCCUCUUUCAUUUUCAUUUUUUUUCAGGGAGCAGAGGGUCACUGGUGUGGUGGUGUUUAUUCUGACAGGACUGUCUGUAUUCAUGUCUCCCAUUUUGAAGGUAAUUCAGACUUUUUUUUUUCCAGAUUUGGGUUUGUACUUUGUCUCUUUUAUCAUGUUUCAUUCUUGUUAGAUGGCUUUGGUUAUGGGGGUUAAAAGGGGAACUGAAAAAAAUAAAUAAAUUCAGGUCCUAACUUUUUGUAGACUCCUCAGACUCAAGUCAGAUUCUGUCAGUCAGAUUUUUUCCCUGAUUUCUGAGUCAGAAUUGCCCCUAAUUUGUAUUAUUUUGAGGACAAAGUCUUGAUUUAGAGACAGAAAUCUGUCUUUAUUCUUUAAAUUUUGAGAUUAAAUUCAGAAGUCUGGCUUUGAAAUCAGACUGCUGACUGCUGACUGCUCUCCUUUUUCAUCCUGGAAUUCUGAAUUCAAAUUCAGAACCAGAUUAUUUCAUGAAAAGAGCUAGAAGUCUGAUUUCAAAGCCAGAAUUCUGAGGGGAAAAUUUUUACCACCUUAAAAAUAUAGCCAGAGUCCGCCCAUUUCUCUCUCAGGCCAGCACGGAGGUGCUGAUGCAUGCUUUUAUCUCCUCACGUUAGAUUAUUGUAAUAUCCUGCUCUCUGGCCUCCCAAAGAAGAACUUACAUACACGCCAGCUUUUACAGAAUUCAGCUGCAAGAGUGCUGACGAGGGUCAGAGGGCGGGAGCAUAUAAUGCCAGUUUUAGCAUCGCUGCAUUGGCUCCCCGUCCGUUUCAGGAUUGAUUUUAAGGUUCUUUUAUUAGUUUUUAGACGUAUUAAUGGUCUUGGCCCCUACUAUUUAUCUGAUUUACUUUUACCAUAUCAACCCUCGCAGACCCUGAGGUCCUCCAGCACAGGCCUUUUAACCUUACCCAAAGUCAAAACAAAAACACACGGGGAGGCGGCGUUCAGUUUUUAUGGUCCCCGGGUGUGGAACAGCCUGCCGGAGAGCCUCAGGGCUACAGAGACUGUUGAUAUUUUUAAGAAGAGGCUCAAGACUCACUUUUUUAACCAGGCCUUUUACUAAUUGCCAUUUGAGAUUUCUCUUAUUGCUAAUGUUAAUUUUAAUCAAAGUUCUUAAUGUUUAUUUUAUGUCAUUCUAUCCAUUAUCUCUGUUCCUAGCCUUUUUUUUUUUAAAUUUCCCGUCACAGGUUUUUACUUCUUUUACCCCUUUUUUUUAUUUGUUCAUUUAACAUUAUUAUUUUCUUAUUUUAAGUCCAUCAGGUUUUACUCUUUUCACCAUUUUUAUCUCUAUUUUUAUCUCCAGUGUUUCGUAAAGGUAGCUUUUUCCUCAUGUAAUGUCUCGGUGUCAGGCCAUGUCUCUUUAACUUAUAUCGUAAAUUCUCACACUGUGUGCGGUUGUGUGUGUGUGUAUGUGUGGGUGAGUGAGGGUGGGUGUGUGUCUUUGUGUAUGUGUGGGUCCAUGGGUGUAUGUGUGGGUGGAAGGGUUGGGUUUUUGUCUUCAUUGUUGUUUUUAGCCUCUGUGAGGCUAUUUGAAGUGCAUUUCCUUAUGUACGAAAAGUGUCAUAUAAAAGCUGAAUUGAAUUGAAUUGGAAAAAAAUCUGAAUUUUGAAAAAAAAAAAAAAUCUGAAUUAAAAAAAAGAAAAAUUAGACCCCUAUAAUUUUUGUUAAGUGGCCCCUAACCUUUUCGUCAUCAUGAUAACUGUUGUUAUCACAUAUUGAGGGAUUGUGUUGAGAUCAACUCAAUCCAAAGUUAUUUACAUCUGCCAGACAGAUAAAUAAUAAACAGUUUAAUCAGGUAAAAAAGUUUUCUCUUUACAGUUUUUAUUUUAAAAAAAUACAGGGAACAUAUAAUGAUCUGAAAGAAAUUAUGACCGUAAAAAUAUAUAUAUAUAUAUUUUUGCAGGUUUAAUUGGAGGUUACAUUAUUAUGGCAACUGCUUGAAGAAACUUCGACGAGAACCUUGGCCUGAUUUGUCCUUUGUCUUACAUUCACCUGAGAUAAUCUGCAGCUAAAGAUGAUGACAGAGUUACAACAAGUUCAAAUAUGUGUACUUUUAAACUGAUGUGUUUUUUUCUCCCUGUACGUUUCCUAGUUUAUACCCAUGCCUGUGCUGUACGGAGUCUUCCUUUAUAUGGGGGUCGCCUCUCUUAAUGGGGUGCAGGCAAGUGUUGCAUUGACUACUUUUUAAAGCAAUCAUGUAUCAUGUUUUACUAAUCCUGAUGCGCUGACACAAGGCUGACCUCUUCCAUUCUUGUCCUCCUCUCUGUAGUUUAUGGAUCGUCUCAAGCUGCUCCUGAUGCCGGCCAAGCAUCAGCCCGACCUGAUUUACCUGCGACACGUCCCCCUCAGGAAGGUCCACCUCUUCACCUUCAUCCAGGUCCUGUGCUUGGCUCUGCUCUGGAUCCUCAAGUCAACUGUGGCUGCCAUUGUGUUCCCUGUGAUGGUAAGUUACAUUAAGACUGGCCGUGUGUGUCAUGCCCUGAAGCUGUAAACGACUCAUGUUUGGAGAUUAGAAACUUAAAGCUUGAGUCAGAUGAGUUGAAAUGUUCAGAGAUAAAAGUAGUUCACUUCAGUCAGUUUUACCUGAUCCAGCUGGAUUAUGACACAAAACCACUGUGACAUAGUGGUCACUUCUACAGCACCCAACACUUUAAUGAACCAUUUCUCAUGGUAACUUAAACGCCUCUUUAUCAGGGCCUUUGGCAUCGACUCACAUGAGGGAGAAACAAGUGUGUCUUAACUUUUUAUUCAAACACUGCUUCAAAGUCCUUUGACAAACACUAACAAAGUCAUUAUGUGCGUUUCCUCCUCUGCUUUCAGAUUCUCGCUCUGGUGGCGGUCAGGAAAGCAAUGGACUACAUGUUCUCUCAGCAUGACCUCAGCUUCCUGGAUGAUGUCAUCCCAGAGAAAGACAAGAAAAAGAAAGAGGACGAGAAGAAGAAGAAUAAACGAGGGAGCAUGGACAGUGACGCUGAAGAUGUAAGAUAGAUACUAAAAUGAGCUAAUACUUCAUUUUUCUUGUGGUCCUGUAAUUCAUUUAAAAUCAACAGCACAAUCAAGUGUCAAGCCCAUCACCAACCUCCACCAAGUUUUUUUUAUUUUACUUUGCAGCAACAUGUGGAUUAUGUUUCAAUGAAGUUUUCAGACCUCAUGUUUUCCUCAUACAGCCUUUCAUUUCAGUGGUUUUACAGCUUUUGGAGGAAUAAUGGACUUCCUGCAGAUUUUGGAUAAUCUCAUUUGACUGAUAAAUUCCAUGCUGUCACACUCGAGCUGCAGAUGUCAUUAGAAGGAUUAUACUUAGGACUAAUAAGAGGACUUUUUAUCAUGGUUAAGUUCUCACUAUGAAUCUGCUCUAUAGAAAAGAUCGAAUGAUAUAUCCAAUUUCAUAAAAGUCAAAAGUUGUAAUUUACUGAACGGAUGAUUUUUAGAUCCUGACCACAAGUUCAGACAAGAGUUUAAAAUGUUCAGGCUCCAAGUAAAAGUUCCAGUUUAAAAAUGUUAAUCACAUUUUAGAUCUUAGAAAAGUUCAGCAGCAUUAAAUAUAAGCUCACUUUUUCAUACAUAAACCAAUGUUUUGUAAGUUGAUGAUCAGUCACGAAACUGUGUGUGACUCUGUAGUGGAAGUCACUGCAUCCAAAUCAAACUGUUAAAUAAAAGUGUCCCACCAUAAGAUUAGUGCUGACACUGAUGCUCACAGAGGUGCGGUCUCAGGAUGUGUUUCCUCUCUUUCUGACAGUCUGACUAUCCUUACAAUGAGAAUGUUCCCAGCAUUAAAAUCCCCAUGGACAUGAUGGAGCAGGAGCCCUUCUUAGGUGAUAAGACCUCUGACAGUGAGUAGACCCAAACCGCCCGCAGCACCGGAGGAACGACACUGCCUCGUCUUUUUCUUGAUCCCGUCUGACUCCUUCUGCUUCCUCAUCUAGACUCUCGUAUGAGUUUGCGUCUAACAGUGAAUGCUGUGGCCUGCUGAUCUUUAACUUUCUGCAUGAUGCUAACUUUUCUUUCCUUCUUUGCCUUUUUAUUUCAAAUCAGCAUGAAAUUAACUCUCCUUUUCUCUCUUUGUAUUGGUGAUAUAGUGAGCUUACAUGUUUUCUUUUUUCCUUUUAACAAAACCGCUUUUGCCUUUUUAUGUGAACUGUAAAGGUUAAGCUUGAGAGAUGCAUCGUUUGUCCAUCACCUCAAACUUUCGUAGCGGCGUAUCUCAUUGGCUCUUGUUGAAAGUCAGUUUGUUGGUUAUGAAAAGCUGCUGCUGACGAAACUUUAAAAGGUUUUAACACAUGUACACCUGCUCACUAAUGUCAGUGUCUGUAUCUUCCUCAGGAGAGAAGUCCCCUUCAUUCCUUGAACGACACACAUCGUGCUGAGCAGCUUCGCUACUACCAGGCUAACUGUUUAUCCAGGUGAGAUAUAGCCAGGCUCAAGUUAGUGCUAAAAACAGACCAAAGCUGAAAAUAUCUGCAGCGGAUUUUCUUUGAUUUUUAUUCUCUACUCUGGUAGCAAAGGUCACAGAAGGUCAGAACGCAGGCUAACAAGUUCACGUUUGAUGCUGGUCUGAACUUUAAAGGUUAUUCAGGGUAAUUAACUUAUCAAAUGCAGCUCAACUGCACUUUUUCAGACACUAUCAGCUUGGAUCAAAUGUUUUUGAAGAUCCUCUCAAGCUCCGUCAGAUUGGAUGGAGGGGUCGUUGAUACACAGCUGUUUUCAGGUCUCUCCAGAGACGCUCAAUAGGGUUAAAGUCUGGGUUUCAGCUGGCUAACACAAGAAUUUUCACAUCCUUGUUUCAAAGCUAUUUCUUUGUUUUCUUGGCUGUGUGCUCAGUGGUUGUUAUCCUGUGGGGAAUGCCCAAGUUCAAGCACUCCAGACCAGGUUUUCAUCUAAGAUCUCUAACCGGACUGGUCACCUGGUUUCAUGAUGCUUGGCCUUCAGCCCAAAGAGUUUAAUCUUAGUCAUGUCAGACCAGGGAAUCUUGUUUCUCAUGAGAAAGGUGAACUUGAAAUGGGCUGUCAUGUGUCUUGUGGUGAGGAGUUGCUUCUGCCUGAGUUGAACCUCUGGAAGGUUCUCCUAUGUCCAGAGAAGAAUCUUGGACUGGUCAGCUCCCAAACCAAGGCUCACUUUCUCUGAUGGCUUGAGGAAGAUUCUUGGUAUUUCUAGACUUCUUUCAUUUUCAAAUCCUGGAGGCGACUGUGUUCUUUAGGACCUUCAGUGCCACAUAAACCUUUCAGGACCCUUCCCAAGAUCUGUGCCUCAUCACAGUUUUGUCUUGGAGCUCUAUGGGGAAACUUUUGGACUUCAUUGGCUUGGUUUCUGCUAUGGCUUGAAGUGACAAUUUGCAAAGAGGUGUAUUUUUUUUCCUUCCCCAAAGUAAAUCCAUCAGAUUGAAUUGAGCGGUGCAGUAGAAACAUCUCAAAGAUGAUCAGGAUGCAUCUGCUCUCAGUUUUUUUUGUCCCCUAUUGCAGCAGGAACGAUUGGUUUCGCUUCACAAGGUCAGGCACGUCUUCAGCAGUACCAUCAUUUUCAAUGUCAGCGCCACUUUAAUUCCCUGAUAUCUGUUAUGUCAGUGCAUUGUUGAAAUUCAUGUACAUACUUUCUGGCUAUUAUUGCAUGUUGAAGUGAAUUUAGUCGGCCUCUUUAUAGGCCAGGAGGAAAUGAGGUUGAGUAAGAGGGUUAGAGUAAGCAGCAAAGGUUCCUGUCCAGCAUGAAGGUUGUAUAAACUACACCUUUGAAUCCAGGGUCACUACUAAAUUCAGUUUUACGACGAGUGUAAUCUCGUUGGAAUACAUUUCGAUGAGGAGUGAAUAACAUAUUGAAUUACUACAUAGAUUUCUGACCAGAUCAAUGCGAGCUUGUUUUGCGUCACACUUGCGCACUGCGCUUCUGUGAUUUGAGCUUUAGUGGAAACAAUCAGCCUUGAAGGAAGAGAACAAGCCUUGUUUUUUGGGCAGAUAUUUAGGGAGAUGAUUAUGAUGCUCGGGAAGAGAUUAUGUUUCUCAAAUCACGCCCACGACCUCCACGAUCCACGGCUCAUAUACGCACGGGUCAGAUUUUGUUACUGCUUUACCCUAUCUGCUUUACGACUCGCAUGACAGUGCAGACGGAAGAGGAUUAGUGUUUGGGUCAAUGUGUGAAGAGCAGCUGUGAGCUCGGCACAUCUGUGAUGUCCAACGACAAACUAAAGGAUUUGCUUUUUCUAAUUGGUUUCCGACUGUGAGAUCAAACUGGAGGGUUGGCUUUUGUUCAAAUUACUGCUGAUGAACUCCAAGACGGAAUAUUUCUCAGAGUAAAACUUGUAAAAAUGAUCGCAGAGCUGCCACUCCAUUUAAAAGACUACAUAUCCUAGCUUUGCUGCCUGUGCUGAGAAUAACACCAUCCCAUCCUCUCGACCAUAGAUGCAAAUAAAACAGCGGCAGUGAGUCACAGAUGUAUAAUAGCUUGAUCUUGUGUUUCUUAGAGGACCUUGGGCAUUAUGGUCGUCUUGGCACGUGUCUAUUAGAGUCGGUAACAUCUGACGGGACAUGAAUCGCAGUGAUGACAUUACAAAGUAAUCCUGUCUCUGCUAAGACUGGAGCCAAAUUGCUUUGAGCCCAUAUGACCUCGUGGGCCUGCGUGCAAAAUGUUUGAAUUUGUGUCUUCGGUGUGCAAAGCGCAAACGCCGUCUAGCUAUUUUUCUCCAUCUUUAGGUGCAAACUUCAUGUUGUGUUUAUCUAUUUGUCUAUUUUGUGAUAUAAUCAGUUUUUCUAGUAGGAAUUUUCACGCAAAGUCUUAGUUACAAGAGAGUCACAGAGAUCAAAGAAUAGCAGCAGGAUAUAAAAGCAGCUAUUACAACAAUCUUUAAAUUAGCAGCAUCAAAACAUGCACAAACGCUGACUAAUCCUUAAUCCUGGAUCUCAAAUCUUCCCUUUACAUUACAUUCAAAUCUAUGUCCUAACGCUACCUCUCUGUGUCUUCCAGCCCCGAGAUGAGUCCGCUGAAGUCUGUGCCUCAGAUUAGAAUAGACAUGGACCCAGACGACGAUAAUUCAUUUUACUGGAAGAGCCGAGGAUCAGAAACGUCUUUGUGAAGCCCCCAAACCCAGAGCAGAGCAGGGGAAUCCUGCAGCACCUGCAAGACGCCCUUCUCCUUCUUUUUCCUUCUUUUUUUAUUUUACUUUCGACAUUGUUUUUAACUCCAAAUCCUCUGUGUGAUUGAAGGACUUUGAUCUGAAGAGAAAAAAAGUGAACUGUCUCACAUAGUGACAUUUUAGAGACUAAUUUUUUAAAUAAUGAAGCUAUCUGAAUCCUCACAGCCUCCUCUUUGUAUUUUCUCACUGAGUAACCACUCUCAAGUUCAUAUACUGUUUAAUAUCACUCCUUCCUACUCUUCUAUGCAACUCCUCUCACACAUCGCUGAUUUACGGUAAACACUGCAGCUCUCUUACCACGCAUGGUAAACCCCUCCUGGUCUUUUUUAUAUGAAAAUAUAUAAAUAUCCUCUAUCUGAAUUUUUUUAUAAAUGGAAUUACUCUAAUAACAUUUUCCUGUAGCAGGAAAAUUAUGUUUUAUAGCUCUACCUCUAUGUUUAGGAUAAAUGCUCAUAAUGAAAAUACAACAUGUUGAUUUUUGACACAGCAUGGGGUUUUCAUAUUUUCUCUCUGUUAUCUAGUAGAGUUAAAAUGAUUCAAGAGAUUCACUGUAUUAUAGCUCGUAAAGAAAUGUGUGCAGAUAGAUAUAUUAAGUUACUUAACGGUGAAUUAACAAUGCAUAUUUGAAUGAGCAGAUGAGGUACAUAUUUUUAUGAUCACUUUUUGAUGCAGUUUGAUUGCUUCACCUUCUAAUUUUCUGAACUUUUUCUCUCAUGUCUUCACUUCAAACUUUUGUUACUUGUUUAAAUUAAAUCAAACAUUUCUGUAUCUUUUUUCUUCUUUUUUUUUAAAUGAUUACAUUAUGUGUGUAUGUUGGUAAUUUUCUCGUGACCUUCAUUUUGUUUCUUCAUUUUGCGGGUAGCAGACAGUAAAGCGAUUCAUAACCAUCUGAUAGUUUCAGCCAAACUUUAACUCGAACUAGGAAUGCAUAUCAUGUGAUUGCUUGUGCUGCACAAACUACUUUACCUAAGUGGCUUAUAAGACAUCAGUCCAGACUGAAACUCUCAUGAUAACAAUAUAAAUCAAAAGAAGGGAAACAAGUCUACUUAUAGUCCAUGCCGUCCGACAGUUUCACUCCAGUCUUGGUUGCUGAUGAAAAGACACAGAUGUUAUGUUACAGCUCAAAAGAACCCUCAUGUGCUACUUUCAUGCCAGUUUCGUACUCUGAGUUGUUGGUCACUAUUUGCUUCUCACACAGUCUGAAACACAAGUCAGUCGGCUAUUCUAAGUCUGCACUAAAACGCAUUGUGGAGCAGACAUGAGGACAUUAACAAUUUCGUUGUUCCACUUUAUGACACUUUACACCUCUUUCGUUCCAUCGUUAUCAGAGGGGGAAUCUCUCUUAUACUUGUUAUUCUGCUUAAUGCACUCAACAACUUAAGUUACAUUACGUCUGCAAAUCUCUGCAAAGCAUCUAUAAUUCACCCACUUUUACAGCUUCAAAGUUAUCCAGCAUGUUUUUGUCGGUGCACAGGGGUGUGUCCGGAAUUUUUUGAUUGGGGCACCAAAAAGGCAGGGGUGGCCAGUCAUUGUCCUACAGUAGUUUUAGUCCAGUGUAUUAUUUAUUGACCUCUUAAAUGCAAAAAUAUAAAUCUUUUUUGCUUGAGUCUGUAACAGCUAAAAAACAGUUUGUCCAAAGUCACAUUUGAAGGCAUGUGGAACAUUUAAAUACUAUUAAGUAUCUGUGCCCAGUAUAAAACAGCCCAAUUUAUUGAUAUCCACAGGAUAAAAAAAACAAAGCGAUACAAUACAGAAUUAUUAUAAUAUAAUGUAAAAGAAGCCUCUCUGCAUAGUGACUACCUAGAAUUUUGCAGAGAGCAUUGAAUACUUUUGACAGUUUUAUUCUUUUUUUAUGUUAAGGCUCCUGUGAGGAAUUGUCUGACUGUGUCAGUUUUAGUGCCCCCCAUGGUCAAAGCAACCUUGACUUAUACCAUCCUCUAAAUGCUUUAGGAGUGUCUCCUGACAAAAAAAUGUCAUCCUGCUGACUUUUGACAGUCAAGUGUAUCUUUUAUUGUAAAUAUAUUAAGCUGCUUGGCUGAUACCUAACCCCUCCUUUGUUACAAGCAUUGACAAAUGGCGCUUUUCAAAUGGUCCACCUUGUCCUUGGUGGUUUUAUUUUCUUUCUGAUCUCCUAAAAAGGCAUUAGUAUGAAUUUCAGUCUAUGUAUGAAUGUUCAAAAACUCUUCACAGGAGCUUUAAAGAAAAAUCUGUGUACCUUGGCCACCAUCACUGUCAUUCCUGGGUUAAGUCUUAAUGUCUGGUUAUAUUACAGCUGAAGAUUUCAGACUUUUUGUGUUGUUCAGCAGAUGAGGAUCAUAACUUGAGAAACCCUUUCUUAAAAAGUGAAAGUCUUGCAUUUGACUAAUAAAUUACAUUAUGUAAACGGUAGUAAUGUCCCACUUUAGAGUGAUUCACUUGUACUAUAAGUAGAUGAUAAUUGGCCAUGAGUUGAUGCUAAAAUCCCCCUCAAAUUGUAAAACUCAAAAAAACAUCCCUAGAGAAUCAUCAGGUAAAACGAGCUCCAAUUUGCCAGCAACAUUAUGACACUGAUGAGAGGCAAGGCAAAAUGCCAAUCAAAGUGCAGAAUCUUUAAUUGGCACCUUGGUCAGGGUGCAGGGGGUGGGGGCUGGGGUACCCCUGGCCACUUCUUUGUAUACGCCCCUGUUGUUGACAAAACAAAGGGAUUCAAUACUGAGUUAUGAUGUAAAUAAAAAAAAUUACAAUAUUUUCACUAAAUAAAGUAAAAAGUCAUCAUGGCCCAAGUGUAGUAUUUCCCUUGAAUAUGUGAACAGAAGCAGGUACUUAAAUUUGCAUUUAAGGAAUUCAUAGAACUUCAUCUUGUGUUAAAAAGAUAUUUUGCCUUUUAUUGUGAGAUUAACAUUUGAGUAUGAACCUCAAGUUAUUGAAGCAACACAUUUUUGCUCAAUAUAUUCUGUUUCCAUCUCUUUAAGUGUAGUCACAUCAGAAAAUUCUCCUUUACAGUGACCAAUGACUCUUGAUGCACUCAUGGCUUGCAGUUGUUGUGCUUUGAUAGACUUGUAAAUGUAAAAUCUUAACCUUACAGCAACAUCCGCUGUUGUCUUAGGUAAUGGAAAUCUUCUGCAGAUGUCAUAAAAACAUUAAUAGUCUUAUUCAGAAGGGUUCAGGCCUCUUCUGUGUGACUUCUCCACUCCUAUUGGUCAGUAUUUCCUACACCAUAAUGAGCCGGAACAGGUUUCUGUCAUUUUAGUACCUCCACUUCUAUCUCUAAAGGCACACUGACGCACUUUCUCACUUGUUUUUCUUUUUUAAAGUGUAAAUGUGUCACAGAUUUCAUUUGAAGCUGGAAGUCCUGUUUGUCUUGAUCACCACUAUAGAAAUAAAUUAAUCUGUUGGUUCAACGAGCCGCUUUCCUCCUUUUAAAAAUCUUGUACUUCACAAAGGCACGUCGGCUCGAACCAAAAUGCAACAGCUUAUUUUGUACCGUCUUUCUUUUUUGGGUUCUGUUAAGGGAAGUCUGCUGUAGGUUAAACUCACAUCUUUGUUCAGAGCCGUAUACAAUAGAAAGUGGGGACAAAUACGACUGAACGUCCGAGUUUUAAGUAUGUCUUUCAAAAAUCUCCACCUUUAGAUAAAAACUUGUUCAUUUUAGCGUCAGAAGACUGGUUUAAUUUUUUUGUUUGUUUUCGAUUAACUUUCUGUGACUUGUAGAACAGGUGAGAUGGUUUAUUUUAGAGUUUAUAUUUUUCAAAUGAAAUGUAUAUUGAAAAUAAACAGAAUGAUCAAACAGUGAA
Messenger RNA from Xyrichtys novacula (pearly razorfish), 58235 nucleotides. The record is from the annotation of a GenBank genome assembly. NCBI's taxonomy places the organism in Eukaryota, Metazoa, Chordata, Actinopteri, Labriformes, Labridae.